Molecule: messenger RNA, 54764 nt
Organism: Pelobates cultripes (western spadefoot toad)
Lineage: Eukaryota; Metazoa; Chordata; Amphibia; Anura; Pelobatidae
Source: the annotation of a GenBank genome assembly
AUGACGCGUUUCGCCUGGGGCGGCUUCUUCUUAUUACGGUGUGGUCCUGCCGUUCUGCUCAAUAUAAGUCAGCUUUGGUGGGCGGAGUAUUCUCAGGGUCAUUGAUAAAUUGGUCCUUCCAAAAAACAUAAGUCCAAUGUCUAUAUGCCUUAUGUAAAUGUAUCAAUUCAGCUAUUAUUUGAUAUCUCCCAGACACUGCUUCUGACGGAAAAUCACAAAGCAGUGCAGUGGGGUAUAUAUUAAAAACAAAUAAAAGACAUAUAAAAAGCCUACUAAAAGGAAAACAAAAACAUUCUAUUAGGAUGAAAGAAAGAUAUAAAUAUAGUUAUGAAACCUAGAUAAACUAAUAAAAAAUAAGAGUAUUUAUAAAAAAAAAAAAAAUAUUAAUCAAACUCUAUAUUGAGUCCUUUGGGUUCUAAAGUUCCUAAUCUGUGCACCCAUUUCAUCUCCUCUUUUCCAAUAUUUUGUAUAUAAUUACCCCUGCACCAAGAUUUUUUGACUAUUUGUAUCCCUAAAAAAGUUAAAACACUAGGCUCUUUAUUGUGGUGUUUUUUUAAAGUGUGCAGAAACACUAUGCAGAUCAAAACCUUUUCGAAUAUUAUUUAAGCGCUCAUAAAUUCUUUUACGUAGGAGGCAGGUGGCCAUGCCCACAUAUUGGAAUCCACAGGGGCAGAUUAAAAGAAAAAUUACAUUCUUAUUAAAGCACGUUAUGAAAUCAUUCAUUACAAAUUCUUCAUCUUUAUAUUUAGUUUUACAUUUGUUAAUGCCCUUUAGGGUUCUGUUUUUACUGCAUUCACAGCCUGCGCAUUUUCUGCAUGAAUAAAAACCUUUUUUGUUAGUGUUUUUUAAAAAGUAUUAGGGAUAUCAGUUUUUGGGUGAUUGAAGGUUAACAUUUGUUUCAGGCUAGGGGCCCCUCUAUAGGUAAUAAAUGGUUUAUCUGGGAUGAUAGUAGAUAGUUCCCUAUCUUUUUUUAGUAAGUGCCAGUGUUUAUUAAUAAUAGAUCUUACUUUUUUAGAGUCUUUAAUAAUAACUGUUUCUCUGAUCGUUAUUUGGUUUAAAAAUUAGAUCAUUUUUCAGUUUGUCGACUACUUUAUAGGCUUUAUUCAAUAUACUGUUAGGGUAUUGUUUCUGUGAAAAAGUCUCCAUCACUACUUUAACCUGUUCUUCAAAUAUAUCCUUAUCAGUGCAAUUCCUCCUGAUUCUCUGUAGUUGUCCUUUAGGGAUGUUGUUUAACCUAGGGGUGUAGUGCCCGCUAUUGUACAGAACAUAGCUAUUGGCAUCGACCUUUUAAAAAAAAAAAAAAAAAUUGUUUUGAGAAUACCCUCAUCGACAUAAUUCUCUAGAUCCAGAAAAUUAAUGUUGGAAUUGCUAAAUUGGCUACUUAAUUGGAUGCCCCAAUCGUUUCUGUUUUUAUCUUCUAAAAAAGUCUCUAAAUCUUUCUGUGAACCCUUCCAUAUAAAAAAUAGGUCAUCAUGGUAUGUGACCAGGUUCGUCCUCCAUGCUGGGCUAUUAUAAAUAAUCGUGUUUUCCCAUCGUUGCAUAAACAAGUUAGCAUAGCUGGAGGCGAACCUGGUCCCCAUAGCCGUGCCUUGUUGCUGUAAAUAAAACCUAGAAUUAAAAAUAAAGUAAAUUUUCUCUAAAAUCCACUUAAUACCAUCUAUUAAAAACUUGAUAUGAUUGUCAGAAAAUUUCCUGAUUUUUAUAACAUUUCUUGUAUAGUAUUAAAGCCUUAUUCCUGGGCGACAGGGGUAUAACGUGCUGAUACAUCUGAGGUGACUAAAAAGUAACUUUCUACCCAACUGAUAUUUUUUUUAAAUUGUAAUCACAUCUGUUGUUUCUUUUAGGUGCAAUGGCAUUUGUUUUACUAAAUUUUGCAACCAAGUGUCUACAUAUUUAGAGAGGUUGGCAGAAAUAGAUCUGAUCGGUCUACCAGGAGGUUUUUCUAAAUUUUUAUGGGCCUUUGGUAAAGUAUAAAAGGCCGGCACUCAAUCUAUUUCUCGGAGAAUACUGAGAAACUCCAUUUAUUAAGGAUUACUCUAAGCCUUUUUUAUUUCAUUUUUUUCCACUUGUGCACUUAUUUUGCACUUUAUUACUUGUAACUUCUGCACUUUAAAGUGCACUGUUAUUUGCACCUUAUAUAUUUUCUCUAUUAUUGACAUUAUCAUUGUUUGCAAUUUAAAGUGCACUACCUAAUUGCACUUUAUCAUACCUUGCAUAGUAUUUAAAGGCACAGUGCACCUUUUUUCUUUGUUCAUACCUUAUCCCCUUGUUGAUAUACAGGAGCAGCACAUCUACGUUGUCAGCAUGUUUCUUGUACAAAUCAGAAUUAUGAGACAGGAUGCGUUGCGCUCGUUCUCAGAUUUUCUUCAAGGUUUCAACAUGUUCAUCUACCAUUUGCAUGACCUGUGAAGGAAAUAUAGAUGGUAGAACAAGUGGAUUAAAAUUAAGAAUUUGAUUAAUGAAAAAAAAAGGACUGUAGCAGGUGCCAUCACAAACCACGUUAUUAUAAGCAAAUUGAGCCCAGUGAACCAGGUCAACCCAAUACCUUAAGUAUUGUUCCAACUUUAGAUAGGGGAUGAUAAGUUUGAUACCCAUCAGUGAACAUAAAGCCCUCCGGAAACAUGAAACAUUGUCCUAACUUACCGUGACUCCGUUCCCCCGAGGUUACUUCCGCGUUCGAAAGUAAGCUCCUCCCAUCCAUAUGACACUCCACUCACCUGCCUUAUAGGUAAGCCGCGUCAAACUCAAAAUUGCUGGGUGAUUCUGUCCUAACCUCGGACUCCACUCUGAGCUACCUCUUGCUAGUUUGAAUGCUGCAACUUCAGACUCCACGCUGAAGUACCUCUAACUUAUUUUGGAAUACUAAACCACACUGUCAUCAUCGACUACCAGACCAGGACGGACUCCUGAAUUAAUUAACUCUCAAACAAACUGGAUUGUUACUACUAAAAUACCUGGAUAUAUAUUAAUCCCUUCAAAAUCUACUAAUAACUUCAUCCUCAGGAGUUUCAUGGAAAACUAUAAGUAUCACUAAAUAUUAUCUUUCAAUUUACUUAUUGCUGCAAUUCUGCAUAUACGUCUCAUCAAAUUCUAUGUGCCACUUAUCAAUUCUAAUUAUUGCUGCAACUAUGCAUAUAAGUCUAAUCAAAUUAUAUGUGCCACUUAUCAACUACUAAUCAAGUUAUUAAGAACUUCUGCUACUACUUAAAGAAUUGUUACAUUUCUACAAUCUAUUAAAAACUAAUUUCUAUGCUGCAUUCUAACUCCUACUUCACAUAAUUAAGGACAUUGUUACUUUUUAUUUUACAUUCUACAUUUGUUGCAACCAGAACAUUAAGGCAAAGUCUUUUUCUUGCUACAUGCCAAACUGCAAUUAAGUAAUUAUAUUUGUCUUCAACUUAAAUUCACUAAAGAUAAAUAAAAUAUCUCAAGGAAUCCCCAGUAAAUUAUUUUUGCUUUUCUUAAAGGUAUAGUACUACCUAUUAAUUCUGCAGUUGUGUUCCUCCAUCUUGUCUAACAAACAUAUUGCACUGCUCUGUCUGAUAUGAUUUCCAUAGGUAUGCUAUGUAAUCUAAAGACUUCUUUGGCAAAUAUAUCAGUCAAUUCUGGUGAAAAAGGCAACAUUUUCAAAGGGAUAAAAGAAGCCAUUAAUAAAAAAAAAACAAAAUAGUCUACAAUCUGUGGCAUAACAGUUUUCAUAUCGGAAAUUAGUAAAUCCACAAUAAAAUCUAUAGCUAUACUAACCCACAGCUUUUUUGGUAUGUCCAAGGGUUGUAACAGACCACAAGGAAGAGUGUGGAGUAAUUUAGUUUUAGAACACACGUCACAUGCCAACACAUAUUAAUUUGUAUAUUUCCGUAAGGAAGGCCACCAAUAUUCUGUUGCAAUCAGGAAGUAUGUUUGAUUGAUCCCUGAUGACUGAUUGAUCCCUGAUCCCUGAUUGAUCCCUAGAUGACCGGCAAUUUUACUGGCUGCAGUUCUUUCCUUCCUGGCGGGCAUUAUCCCCUCUGCCUUUGCCUCUUUCGGUACUGCCUUUACAAAGGCCCUUGCGGCUCUCACGCCUAGCUCUUUUUAACUUGUCCAGAGAGAAAGCAGCCUGCCAUUUAAUUCUUUUUAAAUCCCUGAAUGAUCAAGCUCAGUCGCGGUGAUUCUAAGGCUCCACACUGUGUGACGGAGACUCACAGGGUCUGAAAAUGCUCACAGGGUCUCUCUGCAUGCCCACUUGCCGACUGUGAUCAUUGACAGGCUUUGCCAAAGGCUAAGCACCGAUCACAGUGUGCUCUGCAAAGACAGCAUGCUGGAGCUUCAGCAUUACAGGGAGAUCUGCCAUGCUGCAAACAGCCAGUAGAUGGCAGUCACAGACCACUCUCAACUUACUACAUUUAGCUUGGAAAUCCCUCUGCUAAUAGAACUGAUAUCAGCAGAGGGAGUUUCUUAGGAUUUGUGUUAGGGUAAGGUUGAUGCUGUGUAAGGGUUAAGGUUAGUGUAAGCAUACAUUUAGGAUUUAGUUAUUUCUCUUUAGUUGCACUAGAGGUGUAAAAAUAACUAUAAGCAGACAUGUGGGUUGUUGUUUUGUUUUUUCCCCCCCCUUAAUUUCUCAACAUUAAAUUCUUGUUUAAUAUUGUCUGAGAAUGUUAAAAGAAAGCUCUGUAUACGUUUUAAAACCCCAAACCGAUAUAUAAUAUGUAUGGGUGUGUUUAAAUGACGGUGAAACAAACACAAGCGUUAAUACUAGGCUUUCGAUUCGGUUCAUAACUCCGUAUUGACCUUAAAGCGUGAACCCCAAUGCAUUCCUUACAGUGUCCCACCGAGCGAUGCUUCCUGCAGAGCCAGCCCGGUGGGCGCUGAGUGGGAAUGGGGCUCCUGCCAACCAGCGUGUGAUCUGCCAGCCAAGGCGACGCGGCCCGCGCGCACAGCGAUGACGUAACCCCACUGACGUCAAUCGCAAGAACCACAACAGCUCAUCAGCUGCGCAGCACAGCCUCCCCUGGCUCGGACUCCGGGCUCCGCUCAGCAUGCCCCCGCUGCCCGCUCCCUGAGCCGCCCCCAGCCCGCACCUCCCGGCAGGAACAAGGCGCUCUGGAUGUCCACACCGGAACCGUGAAGCAGCAUCUGGGAAGCUGUGCCGGGGGGGCGGGGGCCCUGAGCCUGGCUGGAGGAGCCCCCGGUAAUGAUCACCUGUAAUAGCGCUCACAGCAGCCCGCCGCCUGUCACCGCCCAGUCAGCCUCCUGCAGGGCCAUGUAUAGCAUGAUAGAUGGAGAAUCCCUGUACCUGCCAGCAGUGCCUGCCAGGCUGUGCCAGGGGUAGGCAGCCUCCUGCAGGGCCAUGUAUAGCAUGAUAGAUGGAGAUUCCCUGUACCUGCUAGCAGUGCCUGCCAGGCUGUGCCAGGGGUAGGCAGCCUCCUGCAGGGCCAUGUAUAGCAUGAUAGAUGGAGAAUCCCUGUACCUGCCAGCAGUGCCUGCCAGGCUGUGCCAGGGGUAGGCAGCCUCCUGCAGGGCCAUGUAUAGCAUGAUAGAUGGAGAAUCCCUGUACCUGCUAGCAGUGCCUGCCAGGCUGUGCCAGGGGUAGGCAGCCUCCUGCAGGGCCAUGUAUAGCAUGAUAGAUGGAGAAUCCCUGUACCUGCCAGCAGUGCCUGCCAGGCUGUGCCAGGGGUAGGCAGCCUCCUGCAGGGCCAUGUAUAGCAUGAUAGAUGGAGAAUCCCUGUACCUGCCAGCAGUGCCUGCCAGGCUGUGCCAGGGGUAGGCAGCCUCCUGCAGGGCCAUGUAUAGCAUGAUAGAUGGAGAUUCCCUGUACCUGCUAGCAGUGCCUGCCAGGCUGUGCCAGGGGUAGGCAGCCUCCUGCAGGGCCAUGUAUAGCAUGAUAGAUGGAGAAUCCCUGUACCUGCCAGCAGUGCCUGCCAGGCUGUGCCAGGGGUAGGCAGCCUCCUGCAGGGCCAUGUAUAGCAUGAUAGAUGGAGAAUCCCUGUACCUGCUAGCAGUGCCUGCCAGGCUGUGCCAGGGGUAGGCAGCCUCCUGCAGGGCCAUGUAUAGCAUGAUAGAUGGAGAAUCCCUGUACCUGCCAGCAGUGCCUGCCAGGCUGUGCCAGGGGUAGGCAGCCUCCUGCAGGGCCAUGUAUAGCAUGAUAGAUGGAGAAACCCUGUACCUGCCAGCAGUGUGUGCCAGGGGUAGGCAGCCUCCUGCAGGGCCAUGUAUAGCAUGAUAGAUGGAGAAUCCCCGUACCUGCCAGCAGUGUGUGCCAGUGUGUGCCAGGGGUAGGCAGCCUCCUGCAGGGCCAUGUAGCAUGAUAGAUGGAGAAUCCCUGUACCUGCCAGCAGUGCCUGCCAGGCUGUGCCAGGGGUAGGCAGCCUCCUGCAGGGCCAUGUAUAGCAUGAUAGAUGGAGAAACCCUGUACCUGCCAGCAGUGUGUGCCAGGGGUAGGCAGCCUCCUGCAGGGCCAUGUAUAGAAUGAUAGAUGGAGAAUCCCUGUACCUGCCAGCAGUGCCUGCCAGGCUGUGCCAGGGGUAGGCAGCCUCCUGCAGGGCCAUGUAUAGCAUGAUAGAUGGAGAAACCCUGUACCUGCCAGCAGUGCCUGCCAGGCUGUGCCAGGGGUAGGCAGCCUCCUGCAGGGCCAUGUAUAGCAUGAUAGAUGGAGAAUCCCUGUACCUGCUAGCAGUGCCUGCCAGGCUGUGCCAGGGGUAGGCAGCCUCCUGCAGGGCCAUGUAUAGCAUGAUAGAUGGAGAAUCACUGUACCUGCCAGCAGUGUGUGCCAGGGGUAGGCAGCCUCCUGCAGGGCCAUGUAUAGCAUGAUAGAUGGAGAAUCCCUGUACCUGCUAGCAGUGCCUGCCAGGCUGUGCCAGGGGUAGGCAGCCUCCUGCAGGGCCAUGUAUAGCAUGAUAGAUGGAGAAUCCCUGUACCUGCCAGCAGUGCCUGCCAGGCUGUGCCAGGGGUAGGCAGCCUCCUGCAGGGCCAUGUAUAGCAUGAUAGAUGGAGAAUCCCUGUACCUGCUAGCAGUGUGUGCCAGGCUGUGCCAGGGGUAGGCAGCCUCCUGCAGGGCCAUGUAUAGAAUGAUAGAUGGAGAAUCCCUGUACCUGCUAGCAGUGUCUGCCAGGCUAUGCCAGGAAGGCAGCCUCCUGCAGGGCCAUGUAUAGAAUGAUAGAUGGAGAAUCCCUGUACCUGCCAGCAGUGCCUGCCAGGCUGUGCCAGGGGUAGGCAGCCUCCUGCAGGGCCAUGUAUAGCAUGAUAGAUGGAGAAUCCCUGUACCUGCUAGCAGUGUCUGCCAGGCUAUGCCAGGAAGGCAGCCUCCUGCAGGGCCAUGUAUAGAAUGAUAGAUGGAGAAUCCCUGUACCUGCUAGCAGUGCCUGCCAGGCUGUGCCAGGGGUAGGCAGCCUCCUGCAGGGCCAUGUAUAGCAUGAUAGAUGGAGAAUCCCUGUACCUGCCAGCAGUGUGUGCCAGGCUGUGCCAGGGGUAGGCAGCCUCUUUCAGGGCCAUGUAUAGCAUGAUAGAUGGAGAAACCCUGUACCUGCCAGCAGUGUGUGCCAGGCUGUGCCAGUGUGUGCCAGGGGUAGGCAGCCUCCUGCAGGGCCAUGUAUAGCAGGAUAGAUGGAGAAUCCCUGUACCUGCCAGCAGUGUGUGCCAGGCUCUGCCAGGGGUAGCAGCCUCCUGCAGGACCAUGUAUAGCAUGAUAGAUGGAGAAUCCCUGUACCUGCCAGCAGUGUGUGCCAGGCUGUGCCAGGGGUAGGCAGCCUCCUGCAGGGCCAUGUAUAGAAUGAUAGAUGGAUAAUCCUUGUACCUGCUAGCAGUGUGUGCCAGGCUGUGCCAGGGGUAGGCAGCCUCCUGCAGGGCCAUGUAUAGCAUGAUAGAUGGAGAAUCCCUGUACCUGCCAGCAGUGUGUGCCAGGCUGUGCCAGGGGUAGGCAGCCUCCUACAGGGCCAUGUGUAGCAUUAUGGAUGGAGAAUCCCUGUACCUGCCAGCAGUGUGUGCCAGGCUGUGCCAGGGGUAGGCAGCCUCCUGCAGGGCCAUGUAUAGCAUGAUAGAUGGAGAAUCCCUGUACCUGCUAGCAGUGUGUGCCAGGCUGUGCCAGGGGUAGGCAGCCUCCUGCAGGGCCAUGUAUAGUAUGAUAGAUGGAGAAUCCCUGUACCUGCUAGCAGUGUGUGCCAGGUGUAGGCAGCCUCCUGCAGGGCCAUGUAUAGCAUGAUAGAUGGAGAAUCCCUGUACCUGCCAGCAGUGUGUGCCAGGCUGUGCCAGGAGUAGGCAGCCUCCUGCAGGGCCAUGUAUAGCAUGAUAGAUGGAGAAUCCCUGUACCUGCCAGCAGUGUGUGCCAGGCUGUGCAAGGGGUAGGCAGCCUCCUGCAGGGCUAUGUAUAGCAUGAUAGAUGGAGAAUCCCUGUACCUGCCAGCAGUGUGUGCCAGGGUUAGGCAGCCUCCUGCAGGGCCAUGUAUAGCAUGAUAGAUGGAGAAUCCUUGUACCUGCUAGAAGUGUGUGCCAGGCUGUGCCAGGGGUAGGCAGCCUCCUGCAGGGCCAUGUAUAGAAUGAUAGAUGGAUAAUCCUUGUACCUGCUAGCAGUGUGUGCCAGGCUGUGCCAGGGGUAGGCAGCCUCCUGCAGGGCCAUGUAUAGCAUGAUAGAUGGAGAAUCCCUGUACCUGCCAGCAGUGUGUGCCAGGCUGUGCCAGGGGUAGGCAGCCUCCUACAGGGCCAUGUGUAGCAUUAUGGAUGGAGAAUCCCUGUACCUGCCAGCAGUGUGUGCCAGGCUGUGCCAGGGGUAGGCAGCCUCCUGCAGGGCCAUGUAUAGCAUGAUAGAUGGAGAAUCCCUGUACCUGCUAGCAGUGUGUGCCAGGCUGUGCCAGGGGUAGGCAGCCUCCUGCAGGGCCAUGUAUAGUAUGAUAGAUGGAGAAUCCCUGUACCUGCUAGCAGUGUGUGCCAGGUGUAGGCAGCCUCCUGCAGGGCCAUGUAUAGCAUGAUAGAUGGAGAAUCCCUGUACCUGCCAGCAGUGUGUGCCAGGCUGUGCCAGGAGUAGGCAGCCUCCUGCAGGGGCAUGUAUAGCAUGAUAGAUGGAGAAUCCCUGUACCUGCCAGCAGUGUGUGCCAGGCUGUGCAAGGGGUAGGCAGCCUCCUGCAGGGCUAUGUAUAGCAUGAUAGAUGGAGAAUCCCUGUACCUGCCAGCAGUGUGUGCCAGGGUUAGGCAGCCUCCUGCAGGGCCAUGUAUAGCAUGAUAGAUGGAGAAUCCUUGUACCUGCUAGAAGUGUGUGCCAGGCUGUGCCAGGGGUAGGCAGCCUCCUGCAGGGCCAUGUAUAGCAUGAUAGAUGGAGAAUCCCUGUACCUGCUAGCAGUGUGUGCCAGACUGUGCCAGGGGUAGGCAGCCUCCUGCAGGGCCAUGUAUAGAAUGAUAGAUGGAGAAUCCCUGUACCUGCUAGCAGUGUGUGCCAGGCUGUGCCAGGGGUAGGCAGCCUCCUGCAGGGCCAUGUAUAGAAUGAUAGACGGAGAAUCCCUGUACCUGCCAGCAGUGUGUGCCAGGCUGUGCCAGGGGUAGGCAGCCUCCUGCAGGGCCAUGUAUAGCAUGAUAGAUGGAGAAUCCCUGUACCUGCUAGCAGUGUGUGCCAGGCUGUGCCAGGGGUAGGCAGCCUCCUGCAGGGCCAUGUAUAGUAUGAUAGAUGGAGAAUCCCUGUACCUGCUAGCAGUGUGUGCCAGGUGUAGGCAGCCUCCUGCAGGGCCAUGUAUAGCAUGAUAGAUGGAGAAUCCCUGUACCUGCCAGCAGUGUGUGCCAGGCUGUGCCAGGAGUAGGCAGCCUCCUGCAGGGGCAUGUAUAGCAUGAUAGAUGGAGAAUCCCUGUACCUGCCAGCAGUGUGUGCCAGGCUGUGCAAGGGGUAGGCAGCCUCCUGCAGGGCCAUGUAUAGCAUGAUAGAUGGAGAAUCCCUGUACCUGCCAGCAGUGUGUGCCAGGGUUAGGCAGCCUCCUGCAGGGCCAUGUAUAGCAUGAUAGAUGGAGAAUCCUUGUACCUGCUAGAAGUGUGUGCCAGGCUGUGCCAGGGGUAGGCAGCCUCCUGCAGGGCCAUGUAUAGAAUGAUAGAUGGAUAAUCCUUGUACCUGCUAGCAGUGUGUGCCAGGCUGUGCCAGGGGUAGGCAGCCUCCUGCAGGGCCAUGUAUAGCAUGAUAGAUGGAGAAUCCCUGUACCUGCCAGCAGUGUGUGCCAGGCUGUGCCAGGGGUAGGCAGCCUCCUACAGGGCCAUGUAUAGCAUUAUGGAUGGAGAAUCCCUGUACCUGCCAGCAGUGUGUGCCAGGCUGUGCCAGGGGUAGGCAGCCUCCUGCAGGGCCAUGUAUAGCAUGAUAGAUGGAGAAUCCCUGUACCUGCUAGCAGUGUGUGCCAGGCUGUGCCAGGGGUAGGCAGCCUCCUGCAGGGCCAUGUAUAGUAUGAUAGAUGGAGAAUCCCUGUACCUGCUAGCAGUGUGUGCCAGGUGUAGGCAGCCUCCUGCAGGGCCAUGUAUAGCAUGAUAGAUGGAGAAUCCCUGUACCUGCCAGCAGUGUGUGCCAGGCUGUGCCAGGAGUAGGCAGCCUCCUGCAGGGGCAUGUAUAGCAUGAUAGAUGGAGAAUCCCUGUACCUGCCAGCAGUGUGUGCCAGGCUGUGCAAGGGGUAGGCAGCCUCCUGCAGGGCUAUGUAUAGCAUGAUAGAUGGAGAAUCCCUGUACCUGCCAGCAGUGUGUGCCAGGGUUAGGCAGCCUCCUGCAGGGCCAUGUAUAGCAUGAUAGAUGGAGAAUCCUUGUACCUGCUAGAAGUGUGUGCCAGGCUGUGCCAGGGGUAGGCAGCCUCCUGCAGGGCCAUGUAUAGCAUGAUAGAUGGAGAAUCCCUGUACCUGCUAGCAGUGUGUGCCAGACUGUGCCAGGGGUAGGCAGCCUCCUGCAGGGCCAUGUAUAGAAUGAUAGAUGGAGAAUCCCUGUACCUGCUAGCAGUGUGUGCCAGGCUGUGCCAGGGGUAGGCAGCCUCCUGCAGGGCCAUGUAUAGAAUGAUAGACGGAGAAUCCCUGUACCUGCUAGCAGUGUGUGCCAGGGGUUGGCAGCCUACUGCAGGGCCAUGUAUAGCAUGAUAGAUGGAGAAUCCCUGUACCUGCUAGCAGUGUCUGCCAGGCUAUGCCAGGGGUAGGCAGCCUCCUGCAGGGCCAUGUAUAGCAGGAUAGAUGGAGAAUCCCUGUACCUGCCAGCAGUGUGUGCCAGGCUGUGCCAGGGGUAGGCAGCCUCCUGCAGGGCCAUGUAUAGCAUGAUAGAUGGAGAAUUCCUGUUUCUGCCAGGCUGUGUCAGGGGUUGGCAGCCUUUGGCACUCCAGAUGUUGUGGAUUACAUCCCCCCUGCGGUUUUGCAAGCAUUAUGGGAGAUGGAGUCCACAGCAUCUGGAGUGCCAAAGGCUGCCUACAUCUGCUAGUGUAGUCUGUCAGUCUUGUUAUUGGAUGGGGUUAAUCCAGAUGUGACAGAAAGCAGACCUCAGCUGUCACAGAACUGCAACUCCUAUGAUCCUUUGCCAGAAUUGAGUUUUGCCAAAACAUCAUGGGAGUUGUAGUUCUGCCUAUCCAAUUAUCUAGUUUGGAUUAAUAUAUGAUGUAAUGUGCUAGGUAUGUUUUAUGAAUUGCAGCUAGGUAGCUUGACAGUGUUUUGAGGGUUGAUUUAACAAAAGGGGGGAAAAAAACCCUAGCUCAUUAAUGCUUUCAAUGACAGUUCCUCGUCACAGAAUAGGCUGUAGAUGGCUUUAGACUGCAAUUGUCCUAAUCUUCCAAUCGCCAUAUAUGUGUAUGAUUCACUGUUUACAUAUUGUGUUCAACUGGGAAGCUUGAGUACACAUACAAUUUGUCACUGCCUUUUUCAUGUUUGUAAUUAUUAUUUUAGUUUGUUUAUAUAGCGCCAGCGAUUUCCGUAAUGUAGCAUGCCACAUGAUUGGCCUAUUUAAGACUCCAAUCAUUGCUCACGCCAUGGUUUCUCUUAUGUCUCACAGUAGUAGGAGAGCUAUUUUUGCUGAAAAGCAACUUGACAUUUGCAUGAUUAUUUACUAAAGGGAAAAUUGUUGAAGAUGCAAGGGGAAUUCCAAGUUAAUUUCACGUGUAAAACAAAAGUAGCUGAAAUGGAAAAAUAUUCCAAGUCAGUAAUGCUUCUAGUUCUGCUACUUUUAAUUUGAAAUUCACUCUCCUCAAUUCUCAUUUUAGUAAAUAACCCUGAUAAAAUUCACAUUCAGGUCAAAACAGUCCUGGAGUGAUUUCCCAAUAUAUACACCUGGGUCAUGUUACACCCCAAGGGAUGAAUCUUUAAAGUUUGCAUUUUUUUGUAGUAUGUAUCAUCUUAUUGAGGUCUUUCCAUAGAGUCUUGCAGCUGCGAUGUGUCCAUGAAAUUAGCUUAAACUGUUAUAUACGUUGCUUGUAAUUAAUGGAUCCCCAUCAUAUUAGCAAAUAGGAACAGUGGGAUAAUUAGAUACAAGUUCAUAAGAGCAGCCAAUUUAAUAGGCAUAAUCUGUCCCAUUUAUGCUUCUUGGUUUAAAUAUCCAUUUUUUUAGGCCAGUACUUUAGUCAGUAGUGCAUGUUAUCAACACGUCCAGUAAUCUGUCCACAUGUCCUCAGCUUGAAUUCUGUACUCUCCAAAUAUUAAAAUUACAACUGUUUUUAAUUGGUUUGACUCUUAUCUAGGUCCUCUGGUCUCCCAAAGACAAUCCCCUCUUCAGAGAUCUGUUGCUCUCUAGCAAUAUCAAUUUCAUCCAUUUUUGAAUGGUUUCAUUAGCAGUGACACUCCACAGUCAGAGCUCUCCAGAGUUGGACAAAGUUGAUACUGCUAUUGCGGAAAAGGAACUUCUCUUUAGCAAUGUCUGUGAAGAGGGCAUGGGCCUGGGGGGUAAGUGUCAGAGCUUCUGAAAACAGUUCGACUCUGAACUGCACAAGUGCACAGCAUGUUUUUUUUUUUUUUUGCAGUGUGUCAAAUGGACAUCUAUCUAUCCAUCUAUACUCUCUCUCUCUCUGACAUUUAUAUAUAUUCAUGUCCACUAAUUUAGAAGGAAGCUCAAAAGUUGGUAGUGCACUUUCCAAAGUUAUUUACAGUUUUUGAGUGUAAGUAUGUGAAAUCACAAGCAACAUUAUAGAGAAAUAUUGGGGACCUACUAGGCAUGUGUGGCAAUUGCCAGGAGCAGCCAUUCAGAUUUUUCACAUAGAGAAGCAUUGAUUCUCUUUGUAAAACAUUGCAAUACUGGAUGUAAAGACAUUCCUUUAUUGAAAGUCUUAGACAACCACUAGAGGCGUUCUUGGUGACAGAUGUAAGCAUUGCCAUUUAUGAGCAACUGCAAUGUUUACAUUUGUCAGACCACAGGGACAGGAUCUUUGCAGAUUAACAUGUGGUUUUUGUGAUUGGUGUCCUUUCAAUGUUGCUAAUUAUCAUGCAGUAAAAGAUAAAAUACUGCAUGGUUGCAGGAAGUUCUGUGCUUGUGCUGCUGUUUCGCAUGCCCGGUAAAGGUGUGACAGGUGGGGAUUAUACCACCAACGCUGUAAAUACCAGAGCAAGUUUUGCUCUGGUAAAUGUGAGUACAAUAUUUUAUUUAUUUCUCUAUAUUCACGAAUACUUACUUAACCACUGGAGCAUCCUUUUUUGUAUUUACUCCUAUACAUGUAAUGCAUACUGCACUCCAUUUGAGCCAUCUGAGACGCCCACAUAAUCACAUAUCCUCAGACGGGGAUUGUUCCGUCCAUCGCUGAAACAGCCAAGCUCUGAUAUAGCUCAAUCAGAUGUGAGUGAAAUUACAUAAGAUCACACAUCACUCAAUCUUUGUACAUACUGUACUGCACUAUUAUUGUUUCUUCUGUUCUUUUUUUUUUUUUUAUUUUUGUGCCCGAUAGGCAAGAACAUAUCCAUAAAAGGCUUGCGCAGAAGCCGCAUUAUAAUAAAAACAUAUAUAUAGACAUCAAUGUUAACAUUGGCCUCUGUGGCCCGCCUCUUUACAUUUUCUUUAUAGCUUGCCCCCCGUCGGGGAUUUUAUGUGUUUAUUGGCUGUUACAGUUAACUUCUCAAUUUUCAUAUCAUAUAUAGAGUGUGAGCAGUGCUGCUGUAAGGCCCGCGCAGGAGCCUGUAUGUUAGUGUUCUAUCUUGGAGAGUUGGAUUGGGGCCAUGGGUCCUAAGACAGGUCUCUCAGUGGAUGCUAUUCUAUUAGCCCAUUGUCGGUGGUAAUGUGUCCUUAAGUCUGGUCCUGCCCACUAAGGAUGAGCCUCAACUCCAGCCCUGUCUGGGUGUACUUUAGACAUCCUCCAUCCUCCUUUAGCGCGCUCAUGUCUAGAUGAGGGAAGUUAGUUAUGUCUCCAUGUGGUGGGACAAUGUCAGCCAUAGAGAAGUUUAGAAGUAAGAGAGAAAUAUAGAGAUAGUGGGUAUCCUUGUAGGCUAAGGUUUCGGUACCUAAAGUUAGAGAAUGUGAAAGAUACAGGUAUAGACGUAGAGAGUAAGAUGAAGUGAGAAAGAGGGGUAUAGAGAUCAAGAAGGAUGUGAAUGUGAAGGGUGGGAGGGGGGAGGAAGGGGGGGGGAGGCGGACGAGGUUGAGGUUUUUAUUCCAUCACCGACCUAGCAGUGUCUGGUCCUGAAUCGGACCGCCCCCUUGGCACCUCAGUCGUGUUCCGAGCCUAUGGCACUGUUGUCCCACGGUUCCCAGGCCUUCUGGAAGGCCAGAGUCGUUCCUCAAAAUACACUUAAAAUACAAUUAAAAUACCAUAUAAUGACUUUCGUGCUGAAAUACACCUUCUUCAAGAACACAGUAAGGGUACCCGUAACCUGUCCUGACCCAGGUCUCCCAUCCCCCCCAUGGGUCCCGACUAUUUAGUGUCCCAGCUUCGGUCGGGGGGGGGGUUUACGACUUAAAGCGAUAGACUCUGGGCCUUGCACGUUAUACGUCGUGGUUGGGGACGUAGUCAAUGGGUGCUGUCUUUUUUUUUUUUUUUUUGUAAUAACUGUUUUACGAAAGGUCUUGUGUUUGUUGUCCCGUGUUCUAUUUACCUGUGCUUACGCUAGUCUUCCCCCUACGUCCCUAUGGUCCUGUUAUGUGGUGGUUGUGUAGCGGUCACUGUCACCAGUUAGUUGGGGGCGACUGGAUGUCUCUAGUCAUAGGGAUGUGUCGUUUUCGGUCAGUUCUCCCUGCCUUUCAAACGUCCUCCUGUCCUGCUAUUGAUUUGCCCCCUUUUGUAACCAGGAGACAAGGUGUCGGGCAUAGUGAACCUCCCUCUCCCAUACUCUACUGUGGGUAGCUUUCCCCGGUACAUCCUAGUGUAAAUUGUAAAUUGUUUGUCGCUCGGUCGCUUCUCCUUCGUAAAGGAGCUGAUUUUUGAUAAUAUCGGUUGUCUUGGUCAUUUUUUUUUUUCUUUUUCGUGACCAGCUAUUGGGGUCCGUCUCUAUUCCCCCCGAGGGCGCAACCCGCCCAUUGCCUGGCGCCGCCGAUACCACGGUGCGGCGGUUGGAUAAGGGGGGAGGGGGGCCAAGGGGGCUCUAGGGAGCCCUCCCAAGCUGCAGCCAUGUAAAAAAGGCGCCUCUUAGGGGGGAACAGCUGCAGCGGUCCCUUUUUAAGGCAAUACCCAACAGUUAAAAUUUAAACGGGCCUGAGGGGGUUCUCCAGAGUCCUUACUCCUCGGAAGAUCUUCGCUGAGGGAGAGGUACCAGUCGCUAUGCACAGAUGUCUCGAUAGGGGGAUCCGUCAAUUGCACCACCCUUUCCCCCUCCCAAUCCAAUAAAAGUGAACCCCAAGUUGAUCUUUUGAAUUCCAGCUGAUUGUCGGUGGGGCAGAGCGGCUAUCCCUCUCCGAUCACAUAUACGGGGGGGGGAGUACCCCCCCGUGCCAUAAGCCUUAGAGAUAACUAUGAGGGAUUCAAGUCAAAAAUAACCAGGGUCCCAAAACUAUAGCGUAGCCCCCACCUCAUCCCCCACCCCAACUCCACGGGAGGACACAUCUCCUACCCCCCCCAAGGUCCCGCAUCUGCCAGGUCGAGAACACGAGAGGGGCCCCCGGGCUAGACAGUACGUUACCGACAGCAGUUAACAGCGUCUUCUCGGUUCCGAUCCCCGCCACUCCGAGUGUAGCUGUGGAAGAUCCUCCGGUUGCAUCGCCACGCUGGGGAGGUCAGGAGGCGGUUGUACGCCAAGGCCACUGAGCAUUCGGUGGGGGUCUCCUCCCGGUGUGAGAACGUGUGCCCGGUCCCCUUUGAACACCAUCAACUUAAAGGGGAAACCCCAGGCGUAUUUGAUACCGGCUUUUCUUAGGGCUUCAGUGAUGGGGCGCCAUUCUCUCCUCCGUUGUAGCGUGGAGGGGGCUAGGUCGUGGUAAAGGGAGAUGACCUUACCGGAGUGCCGAAUGGGGGUCUCACGGCUCUUCUUCAUUAGUGCUUCCUUAGUGCGAUGGUAUAGGAAACGGAUUAUUACAUCCCGCGGUGUAUUGGUGUCGUUCCUCUGGCCCCGUAAGGCCCUGUGCGCCCUCUCCAUGUGCCAGUGUUCUUCUGGUAUAUGCGGGAGCAGAGGCUUCAGGAUGGUGAGUAUAAGCCCCUGUAGGUCCUCGUCCGGAUUUUCAGGCAGGCCUCUCAGGCGAAUAUUGUUUCUCCUGGACCGGUUAGCCAGGUCUUCAAAGGCAAGAUCCAUAUUUACCAUUUGAGCUGUGAGAUUGUUUGCCCUCUCCACCACUGCAUUGUGGGCCUGCACGGAGGCCUCCAUGCGGUCCUCGAGUUUAGCGGUGCGCUCUCCCAGGGCCCCGAUCUCGGCCUGGAGUACUGCUGUGGAUUUGGCUAUUUCCCCAGCGAGGAAGGUCCUCAUUUCGGCCAGCUUUGCCAGGACCGUGUCUCGGUCCUCAGGGGAUGAUUCUCGUUCAGCACGGGGCGAAGCCUGUGGGGUAGUAGUGCCGGCGCCAUCUUGGGUCCCCAAGCGGCCUUGUUUCUGUGCCGACAUAAGAUCUAGGACGGUGCUGCCGGGGUCAGUAUCCCUCUUCUGUUGUUUUUUGGGAAGCCUUUUCUCCAUUAUGGGGGGGCUCACUGGAUGAAGUAGUGGUCAAUUAGGUCGCUUUUGUUGGCUUUUAGGGCGCGUUUCGUCGGGAGCUCUAGUGAGACACGUCUAGUCCCAUCGACGGUCAGACCACGCCCCCUUCUGUUCUUUUUGAGGUCAAAUGUGUAUAUAACCUUAAGAGACCUGUGUACGUAUCAAGUUUUGUACAUAAAUUUUCUGCGUGGUUUCUUUCUCUUUUUUUCCCCUCCAAAUUAUUAUGCAGUGCCUUAUCAUAUUUCAUACUACUUAAUAUCAUAACCGAGGGUGUAGUAGAACACAUAUCUGUCCAAAUAUUGAGGGGAAAAAAUGCUCCAAGAUUCUGACUUGUUCCCCCAUAAAGAAAAAUAAGUUUUCUGAUUUCCCCAUUUUAACAAGCUCUCCCAGACACUCGCUAAUAUCCUAUGGCUUCCGUAGGAUCAUUGGUAAGCAUUUCUGUGAUGCAUUGCUUAUUAAUUUCUAUUUGAACCCAAUGCAUGUCUGCAAACUGUUUAUUAUUCAUUGAGGAAAAUAAAUGUUUGAGCACUCUCAAGCCAGUGAAUAGAAACAAUUUUGAACAGGUUGCCAGUCACAGAAAAAAACAGUUCUAUUAGAAAGGUGUCAAAGUAUUCUGGAUAACAUGCGCUGAACAGAAUUGGAUUUGAGAUCUCUCACUUCUCCCUGAGAGGGAAUACAGUGGUACCUUGGUUUACAAACGCCUCGGUUAACAUAAUUUUCGCUUUACAAAUAAAAAUCCAUUGAAAAUAAUGCCUUGGUUUACAAAUUUCAUUCGCAAUACAAAGCAAGUUUCCCCAGGAUGCAUUGCACCAGGGAGGUUUACAGCGCCGCCCCCGUGCAUGCUGGAGUCUGUGGGUAGCUUGUGGCGUAGAGUUUGGAGGUGUUGGAGCGGUUUUUGCAUCGAGUUUUGGUGCCAUUCUGGAAUUUUUUGCAGCGGUUUUGGGACUUUUUGGAACUUUUUUUGGUGCAUUUCUCAAGCGGUGGAAAGGUAGGGAGCUGAGCAUCGUCGUUUGCAUGCCUUUUACUGUGUGUUCUGCAUUUUGGGUUGGUUUCCAUGCCAGCUCAUUUUGACUUUUUUCUGACGUCCAACGGAUUAAUUGGUUUUCAAUGCAUUCCUAUGGGAAACCGCGUUUCGGUUUACAAACUUUUUGCAAUAAGAAGCGUCCCGGAGAAUUCAUUAAAUUCGUAAAUCGAGGUACUACUGUACAUUUAUUUGCUGGUUACAGUAGUUUUUUUUUUUGCUUGAUUUGACAGGCAUCUCCUAAAAUGCAUUGCAUUAGCAUAGUGCACAAAUAUAAACAUGGUGGGCAUGGAAGCGAGCAAGUGUGUGGGGGGAACGGCAUGUCAAAAGGGACAGGCCCAUUCCUAAAGAGGCUGGCCAAACUGGCUGACAGUAUAAUUAAAAGUAAAGUAAUGAAACUUUGUAAUAAAUAAAAAAAGAAAUUGCUGAAUUUGCAAUAAAUCUCAAGGCAUUGCAUUCCUUGCAGUUAGAAUAGCCAAGAUAAGGAAAUGAUCAGCCUCUCAGGAUACUCCAGUAGAUUUUAUAUGGCAGUUUUCAAAGUGCAGAUCACAUCUCAGAUAUUUCUUCAUUACAUGUCUCAAUGGACAGAGUAGGAGUGUCUGAUAGAAGUUAAAGGACCACUAUAGUGCCAGGAAAACAAACUCAUUUUCCUGGCACUAUAGGAUAAUUAGGUCCCCCUCCCGCUCCAGCCACUUACCUUAAUCCAGUGCCGGGCUCCCUCGUCACUGGUGACUUCUCCUCCCUCUGCCGACGUCCAUGCUGAAUGCGCAGGCGCGGCAACAGCCUCGCACACAUUAAAAACGCCCAUCGGAAAGCAUUACUCAAUGCUUUCCUAUGGACGUUAGCGUCAUCUCGGUGUGAUAUUUAUUUUUUUAACAUUUUUUUUCACACACUGAGAAUCGUGGAAGCGGCCUCUAGUGGUUGUCAGGUAGACAGCCACUAGAGGCUGGAUUAACCCUCAAUGAAUACAGCUGCAGGGUUAAAACCAGGGUGACCUGGCAUCCAGACCACUUCAUUGAGCUGAAGUGGUCUUGGUGCCUAUAGUGGUCCUUUAAGCUAUGAGGGUAAACCAUGAGCUGAAAGCUAAAUAACCGAUAACAUGAACAAUUGUCUUUUUUUAACCCAUUAACAAGACCUUGAAUUUGAAAUAUAGGUUUGUUCCACUGUAAUUUAAGAGUUUUUUUUUAAGUGCUCUAAUGCAUAUUAUAUAAAAUAUUUUAAAGGAUGGAAAGGGCUUUUAUUUAACAUCAUUUUAUGAAUACCUAACACAACAUUACAUGUGGGGGGAAAUAAAAUAAAUAUAUAUAUAUAUAUAUUAUUCUCAAAACAUUUUUUCUUAUAAUCAUUUUUAAACAUCCAGUGCAACUAAUGUUUAAUUAGUUGCACUGGAUGUGUAAGCAUAUUUUGGCAACAGAGGGAGGCCAGAGUUGGCACACACAGGAAGGGAAGGGAGAAAACUUGAAAUCUUAACAUCGGUCGCCAGAAUUCACAUUUGGAAGUCCAGAACAGACUUCCGGUCUGCCAAAGUCACGUGUGCUGGGGUGUACCACUGCACAUACAGAGUCCUACCUCCGUGACCACUUUAAAAAGCUUAAGUGGUCAUGUUGAUUGGAAUAACCCUUUUAACCCCUUAAGGACACAUGACAUGUGUGACAUGUCAUGAUUCCCCUUUAUUCCAGAAGUUUGGUCCCUAAGGGGUUAAAGGACAACUAAAGGAACCCAGGCCACUUCAUCUCAAUUAAGUGGUCAAGGUGCAGUAGCCCUAUAGUUUUAAAGUUACAAUGUAAAACACUGUACAGAAACUGCAAUGAUUCCAUUGCAGAGUUAACACGCUUCUAGUGACGGUCUUGCAGACAGCCACUAUAGGCACCUCCAUGUUGAGAACAGUCAGACUGGAUUCUCAAUCAAAUGAUGCUCAUAGAACAGCAUUUUAUUGUCGCAGUGCAGCGUUUUGCCUUGCGAGCGCACUAGCCUUACAGUGUUCCUAUGGGGUACAUUGGAUGGGCUGAGUCAAUCUUCAUGAUCUCAACCAAGGAGGCAUAGUGACAGGUUGGGGAUUGCCAUGGUGAGUGCUGUAAGUAAAACUUACCUUUCAAAGCCUUACUGGGAGAACCCUGAAUAGGUAUUCUUAAUGCUUGCUUGUAUUCGUAAUGCUGUAGUAUUCUUUUAGGUAUGUAUGCAAUGUUACUUUUAGGGAGUUUGCAUAUUGUCCUACUUGGAGUGCACGGGGAGAUAUACUUACCUGUAACUGUCCGUGGCAUGUGCCACCAUAUUCUGUAUUCAGCUCCUGGCGCUUCAUCUGCCAGGGGCUGUGUCACGCAAUGAGAGAACACUGGGGUCUGUGGAGGAUUCCACGAGACUAUAAAGACCAACUCUCUCUAUUCUCACUCUCGUGAUUAUGGAAUUAAUUGCCAUAGAUCUAAACAUAGCAGGCAUAUGACUGCUGUAAAGUAGGCCAAUCCAGCAUCAAUACUAUAUGUCAUUGGAUUAUGAGGCAUUAUUAUAAAUUCUCUUGGCUUACAUUUGCGGUUUGUAAGCACAUCCUUUGACACAAACUUUCUCUUAAGUUUUAAUAAACCCUUGUUUUUUUUAAAAAAAACAGGCACUGUGAAACGACCCCACAGAAAUGUUGAUUGAAAUCUGAAAAGUAAGAAGCUGUCUAUGGUUACUUGCAUAUAUGUCUGGCAUUCUGAGACAAUUGUUGAAUGUUUUGGGCAUCUCUUCACCUUUUUCUCUGAAAAUGUUACUGAGAGACCUCGUAGCAACAGUGUAACACUCCUGCUUAAUAUUCCAUUUGUGCUGUGGUGACUUACUUGAAGACUACUUUAUAAGCAUCAGUCUCUAGUGGCAUUUUAAUUGCUCUGCUGGGAUGGUAUUUGUGUUCCAAUAUUAUCUCUAUGAAGUGGUCUAUUAAUAACUUGUGUUUCUGGUUUUGUCAUCAUGAAAAAGAGUUAUGGAUAGCCGUAUUCUCAAAACAUGUCUCUAUUGUGGACUGGUAUGUUGUGAUUUAUUUUCUUUGCAUCUUUUAUUCCAAAUGUUUACCAGUAUAUGUAUUUACAGGAAUAGAGAGUAGUGCAGUCUAACAUUUACAUGAGUUGAUCCUGGAGUUCUUGAGUUCAGAAACGUAAUGAGUCUUCUUUGCAUGAGUAAAAAAAACAAACCUAAAUGUAAUGCCUAUAAUGUGAUCUUAAAUGAUCGUAACUAUACUAGGCAAUACCCUGUAUGUAUACCAUUGCAAAGUAACAAUCUUAAUCCUAAACCAAACCCUAAUUCUAAAUCUAAGCCUAAAUCAUAAUAAUCCUAGUUCUCUACCCAAUCCUAAUAAAGUAUUGUACCAACCACUGCAAUGUAUAUUUUAUAGAGAAGUAUAGUGAGCUAGAAGGAAUUAGGAAGGUGUGUACCGCACCACUGAACACAAGACCUUAAAAUUGUAGUAGGUGCCAGGAGUCCUCUGGUGCUUUGCCCGAUAAGUAUUAAAUCCUAGAUGGAUACAUUGUUCUGAGGAAGUUGCUAAUUGGAACUAAAAAACCUUUUUGUUAAAAUGACUCACAUGCAGUAAAUGUUCUUUGAAAGAACAUGUCCCCAACAGUCUUCAACUCACCUUUUACCUGCAGAUGCCGCUUCUCUUCCAUAUGUUAGAGGAGGACCUAUCUUCACUAGACAUAUUUGUGCAGCAUGCACAAUCCUUAAGAUGUCAUUGUUUUGGUGCUCAGUGUUCCUUUUAACCCCUUAAGGACACAUAACAUGUGUGACAUGUCAUGAUUCCCAUUUUUUUAUUCCAGAAGUUUGGUCCUUAAGGGGUUAAGCUAAAGAGGGAAACGAAUAUGUUUGCCACUGAGGUGGGGGGGAAAGAGAAAUAGAAAUAUGAAUGCAAACAACAAAACUGGAUUAUUUUAUCCUGAAUGCAAAAUGUUUUAGAAUGGUGUGCCAACUUACCUGAUCUUGUUAGGUGCUUUGGCCACUUAUAGUGUUCUCCGGCAGGAGAAGCCUGGAUGUCUUUUAAUGAGCUAAGCAGGUCCGAUACAGGACUGUGCUCAUUAGCUGAGAUCACUCAGCUGGCACUCUCAGCAACAGAUGAAAGUAUGACCAAGGGAAGUUAUCAGAUCUUUCUAAGAUGGUUAGCCAGGUUACUCUUUGAAGGUGCCAGGGAACUCCAGUCACCAUAACCAUCACAGUGGGCUGUAUUGCAUAUGGUGUUGUUUGUGUUCCUUUAAACUAGUUAAGGCUUGCAUUUUGACAUAUAUUGUUUCCUUUACAGAUUUCCAUCUUCUUUCUCUGUGUUACAACUGAACAUCAAUCAUGGAUACAUGUACAAGAAGUCAGGGGUGCCAAAUGAAGCCUAAAUUCACAGUGAAGAAAGAAGUAAGAUACUCUGCUGUUCUGCAUUGCAUGAGAUGAAUAUUACAUGUUUAUCUGAUCAUCUGACUAUAUGAACUGCCGACUGCAGCUAGAGGCAGGAAAACCUCCUGGCUGCCUGCUUCUUUUCAAAUUUCUGAAAUAUAGGGAUCCUACAUUUGAUACCUAAAACACUUCAUCAAGCUAAAAUCUUAGGGACAGAAGUGUCCUUUUAAACUCCUUCUACCCAAAGUAUAAUGCAAGCUAAGGCACUCUAGGUUAGACAUGGCCAAUGGGGAGAGGUAAAUCUUCAGCUCUUGUAGAACUACAACUUUCAUACUGCUCUUUUAGCUAGCUUCAGGUGACACCCAUCUUCUUUCCAGGUAUGCACGUAUUUCUCUCCUUUAUGGAGCACCUCUCCAUUCUGCAAUCCUAUGGAAAUCGUUCUGUAGCAUUCAGAAGAGAGUUCCUUAAAGCAGUGUGAGGCUUUCAUGUUUGCAAUGAGCACUUAAACCCAACAGAGUCCCAGCUGUGUUCACAGCAUUGAUGAUUGCCACAACGGAAAUAGUGUCUUUGUUUAACUUUGCAAUUUACAGCAUUUACAUUUUCCUCUACAGAAUAUCAGUGACGCUUUGCUGACCUCUGUGAAGUUAUUACUGCAAAGCAGGAAGGAUCUGUGUAGUAUCACCGAGAGCAUGAAAGGUAGCAAGAAAGGAAGAUUUAUUGAGGUCAGUUGUCAUUUUUUUUUUUAUGUGUGAGCCAGGAUUGAAAUGUUUUCUUAAUUUUUAUGCUUCCUAUUGUAUUAAGAUACAGCUCCUUGCAGGCUUAGUUAACCCUCUGCGUACAAUACAUUGUGAAACCAAGUGCAAAGCACCCAUGUUAAACCACGUAAUACUGCCAUGUUAACACGAUUUCCUUAAAGGGUUUCUCCAGUCUUUUUUUUUUUUACAUUAAAUGUAGUGUUAUUUUUUUCUUAUUUUGUCUUGUAGUGCACUUUAGUCCCCUCCCAUGUUGUGUGUGUGUGUUUUUUUUUUUUUUUUUUUUUUAAAUGGGGGGAAAAAUUUAAAUUAAAUCCAAGGCCGGGCCUAUCUUGUCCAUGCCUUCACUGUCAUCAGCGAGCAUAAUUCAGUUACAGUCCAUGAUCCAAUCAUAGGUGGGGAAGUAGAUUAGUACAGAGGGAGUGCAGCAGCUAAUAGAGGAAGGAGAGGGUGCUCCAUGGAGGGAGCUCUGCAUGAAAUGAAAUAGCAGCAGCGCCAUGUAGGAAGUUCUGUGCAGAGGGAGGGCAACAGCUAAUAAAGUAAGUGAAAGAAAAGGUGGCAGGACUGCAAAGAGAGAGAGAAUGGGUUUAUAGACUUAGUGAAGGGGAAGGAGGGAGGGCUGCUGGGAGGAGAGGAUAAUGGACUGAGGUAAGUAUGUGGUAUGUGUGCAUAAGUAGCUUCUGUUCUGUCAGUAACAACCGUGGCCGGACAGACGUCUCCUUACUCUUCUGCCUCUCCAAAAACAUUGGGUGUAAACAUCUGUAUAAUAGAACUCUUAAGCCUUAUCCAAGACAGUAAAGGUUUUAAGUCCACCCAUUGUACAGAGCUACGGAACUUGUUGGCGCUUUAUAAAUAAUAUUAAUAACAAAGGCACCCAAAUCCUUCACAAUGGUUUACCAAAACAAAAGUCCCUUAGCAGGCGCACCUGGUCAACUUGGGUUCUAUUUUCAGCUAAAUCAAAUUAUGUAAUCUGUGGGUUCCACCUCUGGUGUCUUACACCAUGUGGCCCGGGACAAUAGGACAGGGACACUUAGCUCGCAAUUUAUUGAGGAUUCCUUUGGAUUGUGCUACUCCUUUUAUAGUUAUAAAACCCACAGCACACCAAUAUAUGCCCAAAAAGUUUAUCUUUAUAUCCUAUACAUAGUGAUCAGAUAAUAUGUAAACAUAUAUAUAUAAUUCACAGUUAACAAAUGUGCACACCAUUCACUAACAACUAUAUCAACCGUAAAGUGCAUAAACAGGUUACCCAUUCAGUGUAUAAAACACCUUUACUGACCUAGUGCUCGAUACCAAAAUUCCUUUGUUUCGGCUACUGCAUUGUUCACAGGAUCUUGAUGACCCAUGUUCUCAGGUAUCUUCUAUACCUGACUAAAAACUAAGUGCACACCCACUAAAAACAAUCCAGUGUCCUAAUUGGAGCUUACAGGGGCUAGAUAUACUAUAACAGGUGGAGGGAUAAAUAAUGUCAUCACACUAUUGCGUGUGAUGCUAUAGUGACAAUACUAUUAAAUUCAUUGUGGCCAUUAAAGAUCAGAUUACAACUGUGGAUGCCCCGCCGCCAUAUCGCCAUCGUCCUACCAAAUCGAACCUCAGUUCUCCCAGUUCUGUAUAGAAGCUCUGUUGCUUAUUGCGCAUAAGAGCGCCGAUUCCAACACUCCUUUUAUAGACCAUGCUUGUUUGACUGGUUGGUAUGUUUCUUAGCUAACAUAGAUCUAUUGCAGUUUUUUUCCCUGUCUAUUGUAAACAUUUUGUGGGGUAUGCCAUAUAAACAUCAAUUUUAAAGAUUACUUCUUUAAUCCAAGUGUGAUAGAAAUCUUGUUCUCAGACCUUUCUAUAAUGUCUCCUAUCCCAUGUUCACAUUUGGCAAUUUAACUCUGAUAUAAUCUCCAAUCUCCAUUUUUUUUUUUUUUUUAAAAUGCAUUCUAAUGUUAUAAUGGCAGUAAUGUUUUUAUAUAUUUAUUUUUACAUAUUGCUGUAGUGUGGCAGGGACACUAAUGCAAAAUACAAAUGUUAUGAUGAUACCAGAGCUCCCACACCCUCCAUUCCAGCAGUAAAAGUGUUAAAACAAAUUAUUUAAGUCUUAUUUACUCCAGUGCCAGGAGAAUCUUCUUGCUAAACCUACGAACUGCUCCUGUAAAGAUGUCCAUAUUGAUGGCUUGUGUCCAAUUGGGUGCUUCUCUUUGAGAAGUACUCAAUUCUGCUUUGAGUUACAGUCCAAAGCGAUUGAGGCACAAAACCCUCCUAGCUUUCUCCUUGACAAUCGGGAGGUGCUAUUAAGGUGUUUUUUGCUUGAAAUUUGCACUUAUUUCCAAAAUAAGCUUACAGGGACGGCUAACAUUUACCCUAAAUGGAGUUACCCUUUAAGUAUAUCUUGUGACGUUGUGACAUAGACCUGAAAAUUAAGGUAACAGAUGUUUGUUUCUGCAUGAAACAUUUCCAAAGAUCAAGCCACAUUGUACUGUGAAUACGCAACAAUGACAGGAAAGGAAGCUCUGUUUGUAACUCAGGUCAAUGGAAAAUGUGAGUAACUCGUAUAGUGUGUGAGACUGGAGGAAAUUGUCUGCGUCCAUCUGUCAUUAAUAUGUGAAGUGGAGGAUAAAAGUGAAAAGAUAAUUUUAAGAGAAGGCAGCUAAGAAAAAGAAUAUAUUUCAUGACGUUUUUAGUUUUUUUGUUUUUGUUUUGUUUUGUGCAACGUAAACUACAUUUAUUCACAUUAGACACUCCUUGUGCAGAAAAUCUGCUCUGAAUUGUUUCAAUCUCACUAUUUAUGGAAGCAUCUUCAAAGACCACGAUUUCAUUGUGCGAUUAGAGAUUUUUUUUAUAUUUGUUUAUUUUCAGAUUUAGGAUUAACAGCAUUCAUACAAUAAGUCACAGAUGCACAACAAAAUAUGAAAUUACAUCCUGUAGUGUUAAAACUGCCAUCUAGCCCCCUUGGGCCCCUCAUGCCACCAUAAAUAUAGUAAAACUCUUACUGUAUUCAAGCCUGAAGCUGUAACUCUGCAUGCUGUUAGACUCAGAAAAACAAGCAGUCUGCUGACAUCAUCAGAAGUGGUAGCCUGAUCCAAUCACAGUGCUUACCCAUAGGAUUGGCUGAGACUGACAAAGAGGCAGAUCAGGGGCAGAGCCAGCAUGAUUCAAACACAACCCUGGCCAAUCAGCAUCUCCUCAUAGAGAUGAAUUGAAUGAAUGAAUCUCUAUGAGGAAAGUUCAGUGUCUGCAUGCAGUGGGAGGAGAUACUGAAUGUUUGGAUGCAUUUUAGGCAGCCAUGACCCAGGAAGGAUCUCUAACAGCUAUCUGAGGAGUGGCCAGUGAAGUUACCACUAGGCUGUAAUGCAAACAAUGCAUUUUCUCUGAAAAGACAGUGCUUACAGCAAAAAGCCUGAAGGUAAUGAUUCUACUCACCAGAACAAAUACAAUAAGCUGUAGUUGUUCUGGUGACUAUAGUGUCCCUUGAAAUAUCUUGGUAAAUUUCAAACAAUUCAUAAUUUUGGUUAGGGCAUAUAACACUGAUUGUUUUUGAAACCCUUCCAGUAAACAUACAGGAGUGUCAGCAUUUUUAAUGUUUUGUAUACCUAUACUCUGUUUAUUUAUGCUGGCACCUGAAAUUAUUAAAGCUGGUAUUUAAGUUGUCCCAGCUCUGAAAUAAGACUAAAAUAAAAUAUAUGCCUUAUUUUCUAAGUCUGGACCACAAAGCUAGAAGCUUCUUCACACUUCCUCUUUAAAUUGUGAUCAGAUAGCUGGAGAUUGUACUUUGAUCUGAACAAUGUUUGUGGAAAGCUGUAUCUGUACUUUUCGAAAAUCUCACUUCCUUUUUGGUUUUCCUUGUUUAAUAAAAAACGUAACUACAUGACAGAUUAUCAUGCAACCCAAAUCAGUGAUGUAUUUGCAGUGAAAAUUUUUUUUUCCUGUCUAAAUAGUAACACAAAGCUUUGAUCUGUGUCUAAUUAGUGUGUUUUAUUACUCUAUAACCGCUUCUUAACCAGGCACUAUAUUUUCCUGGUCCUUUUUGCCAUACUUAUUCAUGUCUUUGAACAUGAGCUGAUCAGUUUUGUGUUCAUUUUCAAGUAGAAUCGUUAUGAACCUAAUGAUAGCUGACAAGCAGUGCAUUCAAACGCCAUCUCUCAUCGGCUUGAAAUGUCAGGGUAAAAGUUGCCACAUUUCUGCUAUACACAACCUGCCUAACUUAAUAGGCAAAUGGGCAGCUUAAGUUGUAUUUUGUUUGCAUGAUUUUUCUAGUUACAAAUCCUGUUACAUUGAUGCCUACUUUGCUGUUUCAGCAUUUCCCAAUAUAGGGUGUACUUAAAUGGUUACACCAACCAAAAAACCCCCAGUAUUUUCGUAAAUCAAUGAUUUUCGUUAGAGUAACCCUUGCUUUUCUGGUCAUCCUCCCUGCCCUGCCCUCACCUCUCCUCCCCUCCACCCUAAAAAAAAAACAACAAAAAAAACAAGGUUACAAAUGUGAACAUGUGUGUAAAAACAAGGUUACAAAUGUGAACAUGUUUGUUUGUUUCUUGUUUUCCUCCUAAUCUAUCUUAUUAAUAAUAAUAAUAAUAUUAUUAUAUGAAUCACUGCCACUAAAAUACAGAAAUGAAGUCUCUGCCGUGCUUUAUAUGCAUACAUUUACAGCCGUAAAUUACAGGUGUAAUUGUAUGGCUGUACAGUUCCCAAUAUAUGUUUGCAUGUUUUAUGAUUAUUGUGUCAUAUAUAUUAGUCACAUAAAAGCUAUGAAAACUAGUGGGGGGGUGAAUAUUAUAAAGCUCCCAGCAGCAUGUGAGCAAAUUGUCCCAGAGUCGACAUCAUCUUGGCUGGCUAAGAAUAAUGGGACUCUUAGGUUGAGUGAGAGAAGUUUUUGAGCCUUUUUUUGGGUGAUUGUUUUGUAGGGUUUAUGGUCUGUAAGAAUAUGGAUCUGAUUGUGUAUAUCAUUUUCAUCCAAAAAAGGACUAAAACUUGUGCAAUUAAUAAUGAAAUGACCAUUUAGAAGUUUGCCUUUAUAUAUUGUGGCUUAUCAAAUGUUUUGCAAUGAAUCGUCAUUCUUUGUGGCUGUAAUAUUUCUAGGAAUUUAUCCCUUCGCUCGGUCUCUUUAUUUUCUGAAAAGCAAUCCUUACAAGCUUAUACUGUGGCUCUCAAUCAGUUGUCUGUUUAAUUCCAUUAUAAAGUGCAUGUAUGAAACUGGAUUUAAAUUGUGUUGCAGGUUACGUUUGUAGGCCUUUCCAGGGAAUCAGGACCUGCGCAUCUUCAGGUAGGUGCUUCUAAAUAGCUGUAUAAACUUACCUCCCAACAUUGCAAAUGGCUAAAGAGGAACUUGCGGUAAAGAGGUGUCACUGUAAGUGUGGUCUGGGGGACGGACUUUUACUAGCACAUUUCAGGUAACUGCAUGACAAUCAUUAAUGUAAAUGAAAAUGUAAUUUAGAGCAAUACCAAAAUCUUGUCUUAUCCUAAAUACACUUCUUGUAAUUUAAAGACGCAUGACUGUGAAUUAUAUUGCAGCCUGUUACACACUCAGACCAAACAUAUGGAGCACCUAGAAAAAAGGGACAUUUGGACAGAAACGAGGGACAGAAGGAUUCGGACCCCAAAUAGUUAAUGCCCAUCCUAAAAAAAGGGAGAUGCUGAAGGUGUGUAAAUAACACCUCUCUGAAUACACUCGAGUAAACCUGCCUUAAUGUUUUGUCAUAGCAUUUUUUAACCAGACUAAAAAAAAAAAAAAAAAGAUUUAUGUAUAUUUGCUCUGCUGAUAAUGAGAUACUUAAACAGAACAUUUAAUAGUUCUUACAGUAUCAUGGGCAAUUAUAAUGCUUAGAUCUUCACACAAGUGUUGAUAUGGUCUUUAUUAGGCUAGGGGUCAAACAGUUUUUAUAUUUCCAAGGCAUGUUUGCCAGCAGAUCACAAAUUUACAAGAAGACUUGAACUUUUUGUGCUCUAACAGAUAACAUCUAUUGCAUGUUUUGUUUUUUUGCCCAUUGGUUUCUGCGGUAGAAAGUUCUUGCAUUCAGAGCGUCUUACAAGUUAUAAUGUAUGUUUACAGAUCACAAACUACUUUAUGCAUUCAUCAAAGUCUUUUUCCCCUUCCCCAUCCCAACCUCCCCCCCGCACAUUAACAUCAUUAACCUGUUUUCUUUAUUUCACUUUAUAUUUUACAUAGGGAUUAGCGUCUUUUCACAUGGAUAUACCUGAACUGAUUCAGUCACUACACCUCUGUAAUCUAAGUGAAAAUGAAGUUAUUUUGCUGAAAGAGAGCAAGGCACCCUCUAAAUCAUGUGGGCCACAGGUAACAAAACAUAACAUUUAAACAUCUAUAUUUCCCACGCCCAUCCCUUGUAAUGGGUGUGUACAAGUGCAUAUAAAUGUACAUUCUUGAAAUGUAUUUCUGUGGUUAGUGGCACCUCCACCAUAACCUUAAGUAGUACUGUAUUUAGCUGCACAUCAGACGAGGCAUAAAACAAUUUGGAAGAGCAUGGUUACACUUCACUUCCUCCAUUGCUUAGGAAAGAGGGAACCAGCCAGGUACUUGAUCCAGCACUUUACAAAUGGACUCUACGGAAGCCACACACCUGCAUGGCAAAGUUGUGCAGCUAAGAUGGUGGCUAAUAUAUGCAUACUAUUGAUUUUUGUGUGUAUCUGUGUUUGUUUAGCAAUAUACAUCUAUAUGCAUGUCUAGGGGGUGUGGAAAUUUUUAAAAAAUAAGAAGAAAUGUGCUUGUAUAAGAGACUCCAGCUAGACCAAUCUACAUGUCCGUCACGACAAUCUACUUGUCUUGACACACAAAAUUUAUGUCCGAUUGGGGCACCGUUUUUGCAAAUUAAAUCCAGUUGGAUGAAUGGAGACAAAAAAGCUGAACUGAGAAAAUUAUCCACCUCAGCUCUCGUUGCAACCUUUUUACCUUGUUUCCAUUCAGACUUAAUUUGUGACAAUUUGGUGUUUAGUAAAUAUUUCUGAGUAUCACAGGACCUGCUUUCUCCCACCAUAGUGUGUGGUGCAUGCCAGAUCUAUGUAGUGAGUUGGUGAUUUGAGCCAGCUGUGCGUAUUUUGUGUUUAUUGUGCACCUUGUGUGUGAAUGCUGGCUUUGUGUAGUGUGUGUAAUGUCUUCUUGCUGUUUGUGUGAUUGCUUGCUGGCUGUGUAUAAUGUGCUGUCUCCCCCUUCUAAGCCUUCUGCAGGUAGGGGGUACUAUGGUCCUUUGGGGGUUAAACUACCUGGUGGUUGAGGGGGGCAGUUUGCGGUCUGCAUCUCCAGCAGGUGGAGACCACAAAAAUAAUUUUCUUGCGAUCCAGCAUGCGGUGUGUCGAAGCACAACUACCGGAAUUCCCAGCUUGCUCCUUGACACAUUAGUAAGCAGAUUACUGUAGUUUGCAUGCACCUGAGGUGCAUUCCAUGUGCUCUCUGCCAUUGUCCUCCCUGCAGUCCUGUUACUGGCCCGACACUUAAGUCUUCAUAUCUCGGGCACUGGGAGAUCAUAGAUUUCACAUUUCUGAUGUCUGCAAAUUCGUGUUUCUGUAAUUGUUUGUGAAUGCUUGUGUGUAUCUGUUAAUGUCUGGUGUAACGGAUCACCUGGCACCCUGACUGGGUACCUCCGUUAAAGGAUGCUCCUAGCGUUUCCUGAUGACUCCAAGCACUCUGGCAGACACCACAAUCACUGAACCGGAGAAGCGUAUACCUUCUCUCAAGCAUAUGAAUGCUAUAAACAGCUGGAUAGGCAAAAACCAUACGGAUGGGUUUAGACUCCUAGCAGUCAAACUGGAACAGCAUACAAUAAAUCCUUCCCCAAUAAUGAGACGACACUUCACUUUGAGGGUUAAGCAGGAACUGCAGAUUUAUUCACACGACCUCCUUUUAAGACAUUGUCCCAUGCAAGGGAGGGAUCCACAACAAUUAGUACCCCAGCCAAUAAUGUACCAGUUACCUCCCACACAUCUCCUCCCCUUAGUGUGACACAUAAUCCCAUUAGUACAGACACAAAUUCCCUGGGUUACUGGAUGUACCCCUAAACAUAGGGUUACCCCUUUAAAUGUUACAUCCCCUGGUAGCCCUGAUCUGGGUGAGACACAUAUCCAAAAACCACCCAGAUCGGACCAGGGGUUCGGGAAUUAUGGAGGGUUAAAGUUUUGACCGACUGCAUGGCAAAAGUAUCCGAAAAUAGUUCCAUGUAUUUUGGCCCUGCAGUCGGUCACAGAAAAGGGAAUGAAAACACACGAAUUGCCUGGGUUAUAAAGCCUGGGGAGGGUUUAAACGAAUUCCCUUGUUCGUGGGGUUCUUUCUACCAAACGGCGGGUCAUUUGGUAGUUUCCACACGAAUUCAUGGAAGUCUGGAGGUCUCAGCGGUGUUUGCCUAGUUGAGUGUCCGAUUUUAGUUCCAGACACUCGACGGCAAAACACCGCUGUUCGGGAGUUUAAGAUGGCCGCCGCCACGUGUUCGUUUCCCGAAUGGCGGCCACCCAGAGGACAAAACCACGCAUUACAUCGAUUGCCAAUUACCCGUUUGCAACAUUGUUGCAAACGGUAAUUGGAGGCACUCUUCUUCCUGGGUGGUCUGGUUGUUCGGUAGUUUCACUCAAUAUAAUGAAUGGAGUGAUUCUACCGAACAAUCAGGGGAAUUCUGCAUACACAUAUACAAUUUAGCCGAACACACAGAAACAUACAUAAUAUAAAAGACAUCCUUACUGUAAUCUGCUACCAAGUCUUAAAGGGGUAUUGUUCCUAAAAGUCAUAAUAUGUCCCCGGAUGGCCCUUAAAGGGCCAGUAGCAGCAAUAUAAAAUAUCACAUGCCCAAAUAUUGCAUUAAAAGUACAAAUUUACCAGGGGCCAUAGUCAGCAGGUAGGAGGCGGGCAGCCAGGCCUCUCCAAUGUCCAGUGGCAAGGCGGGUUCUGCCACAUCUGGUAAUAUGUGUUUGCAUGUGUGUGUCUGGAGGGCCCCUCAAUGUCCAAUGGCAGCACUGUGUGUUAACUGCUGUGCUGUAAGUAGAGUAAUUACUGUCCUAUUCUGUUUUACCCAGGACUGGUGGUGAGAGCAUUGUGUGUGUCUUACAUAUACAUUUAUGAUGGUAACCUGAGUGUUAUUGGGAUUAAACUUUACGUUAGUUGACAUAAAUGUCAUUCAGUUUUCAGUGCGCUACAAGUUUUUAAUAGUUUUUUUUCUUUUAAUAUGAAAAUGAAAACCUGUUUAGCAGAAGAAAAUAGACAAAGGGGAAGUUAUUUAAACAUAACUAUCCCUCCUUGGCACACAGCUUUCUCUCUGUAAAUGCUCGCAGUUUCACUUCCUAGACUUUUUUUUUUUUUUUUUUUUACUCGCUUCAUAAUUUGUUGUUAUUAUUAGCAUUUAUAUAGCAUCCACAUAUUGUGUAGCAUUUUACAGUUAGUAAUUUAUGGAAUAUAACUGGGACAAGAGGAGAACGAGGUUAGGAGAAGGGGUAAAGACACACGAGAAAUAACACCGUGUCAGAUGGAGUAGAGGUUGAUGGAUAAAUUGCCUGUAUUGAAAUAAACUAGUAAAAAUGGUGUGUUGAAGAAACUGAAUAGUGACAGGAGAGAGUGAGCUUGACUAUGGAGAUGAGGGAAGCAUAACCCAGGAAGAUGGUGAUCUUUCCUAAAGAGGUGUGUUUUCAGUGACUUCUUGAAAUGACUGGCGGCUAGGGGAGAGUCUGAUGGCAAUCAUUGAGGAGUAUAGUAUAUGCAUCAUCCUGCAAAGUGAUUAAUAUGACUUGUAUAUGGCACAGAUCUUUUUAUGCACAUAAAUGACUUUGGCAUCUGAAAUUCAGCUGUAAAUGACGAAGAGCUAAAAUCAGUGGGUAGUCCCCACUAAAGAGUGACAACUUUAUGGUAACAUUUUAUGUUUUUUUUUUAUUAUUUUUUUUAUGGUUUGUUUUUAUUUCUCAUUUAUUUUGUUCUUGCAAAUUGAAAUGUUACCUUAAUACUGAAAUAAAAUAUAUUAAUUAUCUUCAAGAAUCAGAGGUUUAUUAACUGAUUUUAAUCUGGACUAGGUAAUAAAAAAUAAUCACAAUCCAGACAUGAUUCACAAUUUUUUUAAAUCUCCAUCUCUAAGAAAACAUCUGAAUAACGGAAUGUACACUGAAUUAUACCCACUCAGAUACUGCUGAACCUUUGAGAUUUACAAUAUAUUAAUGCAAAUAAAGUUCCAAUCUGGGUGCAGCACAGACUGAAAAAGGCUCUUUGAAGCAUUAUUAUGAUAGUGGCUUCCCAUGCAGUCAUGCUGCCCAUUGCUAUUACUAACCUUUACACCAUCUUCUAUGAGUAAAAUAGGAGAGGCCUCAUCUAUGGGUCCCUCAUUGUUAAUAGUGGGUCUCAAAGACCCCUGCUUAUUUUAUUUGGUUAUUUUCCUAUAGGUGUGUGUACUUUGCAUUUUUGCCUUAUCCUAGAACAGAUCAGAUGUGAAUCCAAUAGGAAUUUGGUAUUAGAUCAAUAUGCAAAGCCUAGCCUAGCAAAUUAAAUUUUGUCUGGUUUACCUUUUAGUAAACAAGCGAAUUGCAAAUACAUUGAGAAAUAUCAGUGAUUUUUAUUUUUUCUUCCCCUCAAGUUUUUGUUAGUCUGGAGUCCAUUCACACAUUGGUGAAUAACCCUGUGAGUGUUGUGGGGUUGCUUAAAUAUAGUAUGCAUUUUCUGGUAUUAAAAUUGAAUGUCAGAUUAAAGGCCAGAACAGCUGAAAUGAAAAUCUAACUGAAUUGAAAAACUUUAAAAAAUUUAUUGGAUUCUUUUGGCCUAAAACUUGAAAUUCAUUUUGAAUUGCCUGCAGUUUACUCUUCAGUAAGUUUGUAUGGCUUGCUCAGAUAAGCUCAGGUACAGUUGGCAACUAACGUUACUGGAUUGGUGGUGAUUGGGACUCCUGCCAAGUACAGCUUGCAACCUGAAUCGAAAGGAUUUAAGAAAUCUAGCACUGUCUUGAUACCAGUCUCUUUUUUUUUUUUUUUUUAACCACACCGUUUGUUGAAGUCUUCGUUUUUUUUUUUGUGUGUGUGUUUUUAAUUAAAUGCAGUAUAUACCUUGGAUUUGCCUAAUAAAAAUAAAUAUACUUUAGAUUUCCACUUUCUUUCCUGAACUAUUAUUUGUGGAAAUGCAGAGAUUUGCAAUUUGUAGUCCAAUAAAACCAAACCAGAGAAAAAUCUCCAUCCAUUUUUUUCCAACCCUACCAUUCUAGCCAUUUGCCUGAUAAAAUUCUUUAAAUCUUCAGGUUUAGUGAAUGACUACAUCAAUCUUUACAUUUGUAGAUAAUGUUAAUGUACAAGAAUUAUUAAAGGUGAAAAACCCAAACAAUGUGAAAGUGUAGCACUUAAUAGUUUAGUUUGCUUACUCCUGUAUUAAUUGGGAUGUAUAUUCUCAUACAACAUGUAAAAAUGUAAAACAAAAGAAUAUAUACUAUAGUGCAAUACUGUAUUUAUAAAUGAUAUAACGAGUGCAAAUUUGAUUUGAGGUGUUGCACUCACCUGUGAAGGAGCCUAGAAAGAUUAUUUUUACUGUUAGACUUCUGUGCCUUCUAGGUAACACGCCACCUUUCUUUUCAACUCCCACCACACAGUUCUCAAGAGCAAACAAGAGAACUAACCAAUGUUGGUGUAGUAUAGUCAGUAUGGACAUUAAAAACACAACUUGAAAUGGUAGAUAUUUUCUCACCUCCCAAGAAGCCUACAUAUGCCCGGCUCUAGGUAACAGCAUGUUAUCCAUACCAAAAAUACUACUCUAGUUGUAUCUUGUUUAAUCUUAGAACUGCGCAGUGGGAGUUGAGAAGAAAGGUGGUGUGCCACCUAAAUGGCACAGCUACCUAAUUAUUUCCCUGUUAACACAGCAUUACAUGAUUGUUUUACAUGUGUGAGAAUAUACACUCCAGUUAAUAGUUUGGGCGACUUACCCCUAUGUUCGGUGUUCCGUGUUCACAUUGGGUUCUUCAUUCUUUUUGCAUGGUUUAAUUUGGUGUCCUUUUACAGAAGGAAUAGCUACACGAGUUACCUGUUAGCUGCUUGUUGUAUGCUUUGAAAUUCUGUUGGCGUAAGUGCUUUUAUUCAUCCUUUUUUUCACUAUAAUGUGCAAUAAUAAUUCCUUUCGUUUUCCCUUUAAGAAUUUUCUUCCAGGAGCAGUAUGUAUGAUGACCUCUGCAGCCUCCCCAAACAUAAAAAGCGAUUCUUUAUUUGUUCUGUUGAGCAAAUAUAGAGCAGGCAUACAAUACACAGUGAAGCAGGACUGCUUGAACAGACUCCAUAGAAAGGCAUCAAACAAUGAAGAUGAUGAUACAAACCAGUCAGUAUCUUCAAUAGAGGAUGAUUUUGUUACUGCUUUUGAGCAUUUAGAUGAAGAAGAAUCUUUACCUGCAAAUGAAGAGCAAGGUGAGCUUUCAAUUUAAAUUUUUAAAGAAAUAUUUAAUGCAUGCAAUAUCUGAGGCAGUGUAAUCAAUACACAUGGAACACAAAUGGAACCAUUGCUUACAGAGUCUAUUAAGAUAUUUAUUAAUGACUUCUGUUUUGGUCAGAUAUUUAAUUAUUUAAAUCUUUUUUUUUUUUCUUAACUGUUAAAAUUCAAAACUCUUAUCUUACCAGUCAAACAAUGGCGAUAAUGAGAUUUUACUGUAAGGAUCUACAGUUGGCUCAUCUGUGUUUUAAGCAACACAACUGUGGAGUGUAAUUACUAUAGUGAGUGAUAUACAGAACAGGAAAGGCAUAGAUUUGAUUUAAUGUGAUAGAUUAAGUUGGUUUUAUAGCAAUAGUUCAGCUCUUAUUUCACUAAAAAGUUUUGAAUUUGGCAAUCAUCAAUGACAUUUUCAGCCCAAAAAUAGCUGAAUGUAUUUUUCCAGCACGACUGUUUUCUGUAAAUUUUGAAGAUCAGUUCUCAAUUUACUAAAACUCAUUAUCUACUGAUAAGAUGUCAUUAUUACUUCUGUAGCUCAUGUGUUAUAAAAGUACUUUUAAAAUAAGACCUGAUCGGAUGUGAGUCCACCUGAUGCACAGAGUCCGAAAUCAGUAAAGCAUGGCAGAGUACACUGUGUGUAUAUGCCUAUAGGCAAACUGCUUCUCAAAAACCCUUAGAUAGUUUGUGCUGUAUGGCCUUACUGUGCAAUAGAUUUUUAACUAGAAAAUGCAUAAAACAUAUUUAAAUGUUUAAAAAUCAGCUUGUGAUUUGAAAAUCACUUUUACAGAUCAUGAUUCCAGUCUGCCUCAGGACACACAAACCUUUCCCAGUAUCUACUAAGCAAGAUUGCAAGGUUUUGGUACAUAUUGAAAUCAGGCAAUGUACCUCACAUUACUACAGUUUAGCUUUAGGGAUUGGAGAUAAACAUAAGACAAGUUUGACGACUUGAGUGCAAAUGUUUCCUUGAACCAAAUUAAUCCUGAUGGGAUUGGUUAAAAAAAAAAAAGAAAAGAAAUAUUGAUAUGCCAAUUUCAUCAGUGUUUGGUCUGCAGAAUUGCCUUUUACACAUUUGUAAUAUGUAGUUGUGGUGAUAAUUUGCUGAGGAUAAAAUCAGUCAAAGAGACCCAUGUAUAAUUGUAGUUCCUGGUACACCACCACCAACUCCUCUAACUUCUUUUCUCUUUCUUUUGUCACCCUAGGAUGUGAAAUAACAAGAAAUCAGCGAGAUGCUUCUUCUCAGACACAGCCAGUUCAUUGUCUUGAUAUCACCGGUUCAAAAAUCAUAUUUAGUUCUGUGCGUCGCAGGUCAUCUAUAAAGUCUGCAGUGUUAAUGGGAUUCAUGGGACUUCCAGAUUUGUCAUCCUCUAUUAAGAAUACAGUCACAACAUCAAUAUGCGAUUCCUGGAAACAGAGAAAAAUAUCUGGUCAAGGCAAAAAAUUGUUUUCUCCUUCUCCUGCUGACUCCUCAGAAUCUGACUGCUCCAGUCCAAGUCCAAUUAUCUUCUUAGACGAGGAGGGCUACCAGAAAAGCAUGAGAGCAAAGCUUAAUCUGCCAAAGAUCCCUGUUGGUAAAGAUGGUAUUGAAGAUUCUGAUUCAGAACUAAGUGAAUUUUUUGAUAGCUUUGAUCGAUUUGAUGACACUGAACCAUUUCUAGAAAAAGACUACAAAUCUAACCAGAAACCCAUACUGGCUAGCCCUCCAAAAAAGAAAAAAUGUACACAUGGACACCAAGGUAGGGGUUCUAUGAACCCUCAGAGGUUUAAAUUUGAUCGCCCUAUGCUUUCUGCCAAUGUAAAGAAACCAACUCCUCUUAAACCUGAGUCUCCAUACGGUGGCAUUUGUGAUGUGCCAGAGUCCCCUCGUCCUGUGAAGACAUCUGUAGAGGAUUCUGCCACAUUGUUCAGUCCUAUUAGAUCAUCUGCUUUUAGCCCCCUUAGUAUUUCCACAUCUGCGGAGUGUUUGUAUAAUUUGGAUAGCGCCAGAGAUGCUGGUUCAUGUACAGACAAAUCAUGUACUGCUGCAUAUAGUAACUAUGCAAAUCGUGUAUGUAUUGAAAUGUUUGACUCUGUACUAAAUGCUAAGCCAGCCCUAAAUGUUGGCGUAUCAAAAAAAGGACAAGACAAAGUUAUAAAACUGAAACGUAAAUCCCACACAAGAGAGUACGAGCGAAAACUAAAGUCAAAGCAAAAAACAGCGAAGGGAGGUAUACAAAAAUUUGCUACAGAUCUAGUUGAAAAAAGUUUGGGUAGUGCUUUCAAAGAUCUCCAAAAAGGUGUUUCAUCAUGUACAAGUGCGCUUUGCCAUUUGGCUGCUAGACUAACAUCAUAUGUUUUUCAAAUGGCUUUCUAUGAAAUUGGAAGAAGACAAGCCUUUUCAAUAAAGCAACGUGCUAUCAAUGGACUGGCAAAUCUAAUGGUGAGUGAAGUAAUUUCCAGCGCUUUACAAGAACUUCGUUACAUAAAGAAGCAGAUGGUAACCAACGCAGUCACGCGAUUUGCUGCAGACCUGGCUGAGGAACUUGUUUUUGAAGGGAUCAUGGAAGUCUGUCAGUUUUCACACCCACCCACCCCAACUGUUGCCCCUUUGCAGGCUUUUGACUAUGAAGAUGUAGUUGUGCGUUCCUACGCAAAAGAUUUAUCAGAAUCUGUAAUUCAGGAAGCAUUCAUUGAAUUAUCCCAAGUGAAUGUAACCUUUACCACUCAAGCAGCAAUCAGUGUUUCCUUGGACAGCCUGAAAUAUGUAAGUUCUGAAGGCCUGAUGCAGUCAACACAGACCUCUGUAGCAUUCCCCAGUCUACAUGACAGAAUUCAAGGUCCACUGACUGCUGAACAGGAGAGCAAAAAAGAUUACACCCUGCAGUAUGCCUUGUUUUUUACAUCUGGUCUUGUCAGUUCCGUUCCAGUACCUGUUGCUGCCCAAAUCCUAAGCCAGCAACCGACAACAAAUGGUUUCACAAAUGAAAAUACGGACCUUUCAGGGAGUGAUGACAUAUGUGUUGAUAAUGUAGAAAACUAUGUUAUUUCCACAAAAGGAAUGAGUGAAUUUGCAUCUGCUAAAAGUUUACCACCCAACUAUAAAUAUAACAUUUAUAGUGACCAACAUGAGUCACAAGAUCUGAAAUUCACACAAAGAAUGGAAGGAUCUGAAGGCUUAAAGGCAUUUUCUGUAACUAUGGUAGAUAGGAUAGUAAGUGAAGUUUACAAUGGUGUAUCUUCUGACAAGGGAAAAAAAUCGGAAGAUUAUGCUGAGUUGUUAUCAAAACAAGUUCUUGGAAUUCCUGGUCAGAAUCACUUAUUAGAUGAAGAAGCUUUGAAUAAUUAUUUUGCAGAUGAUUUGGCCACGUGUAUAUUGGAACACUCAGUUGGUGAAGCAGUGGACACAGGUUCAAAAAAAUGGGAUGCAGCUUGUGAUUUGCCAUUCACUUUUACAGACCAUGACUCCUGUCUCCCUCAGGACACGAAGAUACUUAAACAUUCCCCAGUAUCUACUGAGCAAGAUUGCCUGAUUUCAAUGUGUACCAAAUCCUUGCAAUAUACCCCACGUUACUGCAAGUUAGCUGUGGGGAUUGGAGAUAAACAUCCCACAAGCAUGACUACUUUGAGUGCAAAUGUUUCCUUGAACCAAAUGAAUCCUGAAGGGAUUGGUUCAAAAAGAAACCAUCAAAAUGCUGAUAUGCCAAUUUCAUCAGUGUUUGGUCUGCAGAAUUGCCUUUCGCACAUCAAUAGCUUCUCCUCUGUAAUGUGUAGUUGUGGUGAUAACUCAUUUGCUGAGGAUAAAAUCAGUCAAAGAGACCCAAGUGUAACUGUAGUUCCUGGUACACCACCACCAACUCCUCUAACAUCUUACGAUGUAAGCCCAGAGAGGAAUAUGAAAAAACUUAAUAAGAAACUUAAAGGACAUCUAGCAAAAGAGUUUUAUCCAGCUACACCACCCUCUACACCUCACCUCUCUGGUUUCGAACAUGAUUGUACAAAGAAGGAUGACUUCAUGCUCAAAUUGAUGAGGUCACUGUCAGAAGAAGUCGAAAGUUCCAGUGCUGAUGAAAGUUCUGAAGAUACAACCCAAGAGUUUGAGAUUUCUGAAGAAACCUUCCAAUAUGCAGACUACCUCUCUACCAAUAUCAUAUCUGUCGCCACUGAAAUGGCUGCUUAUUCUUUAGACGAUGAGUAUGUCCAUAGACCCGCUAUUAGGAACAGGUCACUCUUAAGUGUCUUGAGCGAUAAAUGGGGGUACCCUGCAUACAUGAGAAAUAUCUCAGAGGAAUCAUUAGAUACCCUAUAUAAAUAUGCAGGUGGGAUUGUUGGUGAGGUCUUUACUGAUGCUAAGAAAGCAAUGGGUAAGGGUCUGAAAACACAGAAGAAAAUAUUAAAUCGUGAUGCGAAUUGGUGUAACUCUAGAAAGCAGAAUAGAGAUUGUAGGCCAAAAGAUAGAGGUUAUUCCAUUAUAUUUAAAGCCUCAGAUCCCACCACACUCUCUCUGCCUCUAUAUCAUGAAGUUCCUGGUCUAACAUCAAAAUACCCAAGCUGUGAAAGUGUAACAGAAGAGUAUGCUGACCAUAUAAUACGCGUGCUAAAAAUGGAAGGGGGGAAUAGUGAAUUAAUACUAGAUCAAUAUGCCAGCAGAUUAGUUUAUGGGGCGAUAAAGUCUGGACUACAACAAGCAUCAAAGUCUGUAAAACUCAAAUCUAAUCGGAAAACUGUUCCUAGAAUGAAACCCAGUGUGAAUACAACACAGGAAAUCCUAACUCUUCUAAACAGGACCCACAAUGCGGAAAGAGACAAACUCAGAAGAAGUAGCAUUCAUCACUAUCAUAGUGAAGAGCCGUCUGUACGUGGAAGAGCUGCAAGAAGAUCAAAAUUUACAGGCCUACUUCAUUUUGCAGAAUCACUUGCUCACACCAUAACUUGUGAUGUCCAGAAAAAGUUAAACAUGUCAGCUGCCUCUCUUCCCAAAUCUCUGACUGAUUCCUGUCUCUACACAAAGUCAAAAAUCAACGAUAUGUCUAGCGAUCUUGUUAAAACAUCCUUUCCAAAAACUCUUAUUCCUUUUGCACAUAAACACAAACUAUAUCACAGCACAGGUAGCCUAAACGAAAAUGGUUUUAGCGACGGUAUUAUUCAAGCUAUUGAACAAUAUGCGUGCAAAGUUGUUGAUAGCACUUUAGAAUUUAGCAUAGAAGCGGCAAGACUACAAGCGAUUGAAAGGAAGAAAAAACAAGAUAAAGGUCCAUGCGUUGGAAAACUUGUACAUUCAUAUGGUACUGCUUGUAGGCUCUGCAGUGUAACGGAACAACCAGGUUUACAAGCAUCUUCAUGUCACUUCUUGUUAGGGCAUGAUGUCUCCCGAAAAAUAAAACAAUGUUCAAAGUCUAGACACAACCCUUGUCAAAAGCCAAGGCUUUUCCACCUUAAUAUACCGAAAAUUCAUAUUGACCUGGAUAAGAGAGCUGAAUUUGCAGAAAAAAUUGUUAGUGCUGCAAUUGAGAAAGCAGAACGUGAACUAAGUAACACAAGUCUGGCGGCUGAUAGUGGCAUUGGGCAAGAUGGGACAAGCUUUGCAGACAGCCUUACCACUGAAAUCAUGAUGUCCGCUAUGAAGAAUAUUGGCCAUGUAGUUAACAUAAGGUACACAUUCAAAGCAGCAUAAACAUGUUUUGUGGGACCGGGAUUUAUUUACUCUUUAUUAGUUUCUUGUAAAUAUUCAUUAUGUGUGUGUGUUUAGAAAAAAGUUAUAUAAUAUUACAAAACAGAUGGAAAAUUACUGGAAAAUAUUGGCUUUACAGACCGUCACUUUGGGCUCUAGUUAAACAUCAGUAUUUUUCAGUUUAAUUUGACUGUUCUUUGGAAUUUAUUCCCUGUGGCAGUGUUAUUUUUUUGUUUUUGUUUGGUUUUUUGUUUAUUGUAAGCUUUCUGCAGUGACCGACCUCGUGGGUUGGGAGGAGAACCUGCAUUGAAAACAGGAUUUGCUACAAUUACCAUUGUAGUAGGCCAAGGAACCAGUAGCUUUGAUUGCAUUAUUGGUGGCCUUACAAGACAGUGUAGGAGUACUGAGCACAGAUAAAGAGGUAUAUAGACUGACUAGUGUUGAAACUAUUGAGAAAGGAGGCAGCAAUCAAAGGAAAUUGUAAAUUAGUAUUGCUAACCUUAACAAUCCAUGUCAAUGUAGAACUACAUUUUAACAAUAGUGCUGACAUUCUUGUAGUGCUCUGUUCCAGUAUCCAAACUAUGACAGCUCCUCUUCUUUAUUCCCCCUUAACUCUAUAUAUGUGAAUGUCUAGAGAGCAUGCAUCUCAAACUAUUAACCCUCCCAGAUGUUGCUGAACUACAACUCACAUGAUUCUCUACCAUCUUUUCCAUUCAAACAGUAAUGGGAUUUGUAGGCCAUCAACAUGGUCGGCCACAUUUGAGAUACCCGCUAUACAGGUUACAAUACUCUGAACUGCCUAUUAGGAAUAUAAAGCCAUUCAGGUGUCCUGGAGACUUCAUGAAUGUCUACAGGACAUCUGAAAUGGCAUUAUUUUCCCUUAUCCAACUCUGGGAAUGGACUGGAAUACUAAUAAUUAUUAUAAUUUUGUUAGGAGGAGAUUUCCUAAUCUAAGGACAAGACCUGUAUUUACAUGUCUGUGAUUGGUGGGAGUUACUUGCAGCCAUUACAGUAGAGCUGCAGCGACACAUUCAUGUUUUCUUCGGUCUCCUCUGCUCCUUCUACCAUAUCAUUAUCAGGAAAGGGUUAAAUUAAUAUGGUAGCAGCUACUUACUUUGAGUGUAACUAUGACUUACCUUAGGCAUACCCGGCCCUGUCCUCAGAUUAGGGGUUCUCGUGCAGCAAGGUGUCAGUCAGACAUAGCAAAAUGGAUAACAAUGGAUAACAAUGCACAGAUGUGGUCACCCACCAUGGAGUACAGGGCUUGCAAACCUGAUCUGUCUGUUGGAAUAACCGUUGGAUCAUGUGAAAUGUACACCUCAUGCAUGUAUGGGAAAACUUCACAAAAUCCAGAUUGAAUUUCUUUUGCGUUCUUGUAGGCAUGUAAGAACUUCCAUUGUUUCAAAAGUGUACCAGUAAUGCUUUGUAUUUAAAAUAAUACAUUUUUGUUGCUCAACAGUAGGACAAUAAUGAAAUAGUUGAACAAGAUUGUAUGAACUAAAAUAGUUUUAUGUGGGCAAAUAAUGUCUAUUUUAUAUUGAUUAGUUUUUAACCAGCAGGGUGUUCCUUAUCCUUUUGUAUUUUUGUUUUAGUUCUAAUGGCAAAGAUGGAUUUCAGUCGGCCGACUCCAUCACCAGUCAGCAGACCAGCGUCAGCAUUGGUGAUGACAGCACUGGUAGUUGGUCCAAUUUGAGCUUUGAAGAUGACCACCAAGAUGAAAGCAGCAGCUUUCUGCACCUUAGUGACAGGUAUGUUUAACUCAAAAUUUCCACUCGCCCUCUAACCCUUGUUGAAUGGAAAUUCAGCUAUAUCAGGUGGGCUAUGACAUCCACUGCCUGUGAGAAUAAUUGGUGCUGUUUGUGUAGCUAAAAAUAUUUUCUCUCUCUCGCGCUAUAUAAUUACUUAUUGAUAUAUUAUCUGUGUAGCUGUAAAUACUACAAAACUUGAGUGUGCAAGUCAUUAUGGUCAGGGUGUACGCCUCUGUCCUGUCCAUUUCCAAAGGUCACAAUAAAGGGAUAUGUUUGCAUUAAUGAAUAGCUUUUCUACCUGGCUAAUGGCAUAUAACUUGAAAUUUUGAGCCCUGUAAAUUAUUAAUCUUAUUGCCAGUGUGUGCAUGAUCAGAUGCAAUCAUGUAUGUAGCCACAUCACUGAAAGCCCAAUCGAUCCUGAGACCUGUAGGUUUGUUCUGGUUGUAUUUAUUCUGGGGAGUAUAAUAAGUCAUUUUAGGCUUUUUGCAGUAAACAUUGUUUGUUUUUUGGGGUUUUUUUGCGGCUUUUUUCCAGAGAAAAGGCAGUGUUUACAUUACAGCCUUUGGAUACCUCCACUGGUCACUCCUCAGAUUGCUACCAGAGGUGUUUCCCGAGGCAGUGUUGCAGAGUGUAGCACUGCCAUUCAGUGUCUCCACCCUCUGCAUGGAGUCACUGAAGUUUGAUGCUGAUUGGCUAGGGCUGUGUUUCACUUGUGCUGGCUCUGCCACUGAUCUGCCUCCUUGACAAUCUUGGCCAAUCCUGUGGGAAAACGUGAUUGGCUUUUGUUCAACACUUCUGAUGAUGUCAGCCAAGCAGGCGGGUUGUGGGCAGAGCCAGCAGCAGACUGGAAUACAAGUACGAUUUUACUACAUUUAUGGGAGUAAUGGGUGCUAGAUGGUGACUUUAACACUGUAGGGUCAUUAAUACAUGUUUGUCUUCCUGACCAUGUUUGUGUUCCUUUAAAUGGGACAAUGCAGGCAACUGAGCCGCACAUUAAUGUGUGCCACACAAAAAAAUGGAUAUCUCAGAAUGCCAGGCUAUCCUAUGUCCGCUUUAGUAUCUGCAGUAUCCAUAAAAAAAUGUCUGAAAUAUUUGAGCCAAUAGGUGCUCUCACCCCUGAAAUAAAUGGGUGAAAGACUUCAAUGUUUUGUAAAAAGGGUAGUUUUGUAUGUAUGUAUGUAUGUAUGUAUCUUUCGUCGGAGAAAAUGCUUAAAGGGAUGUUUAGUCUGUGUCUAUUGAUAUGAAUAUACAAAGUGUAUGUGUACUAAAUAUCCAGCAGAGGGAACUCUUGUCACUCUAUUUCCAUUCCUGUUUUAAGUGACAGAAACUGACAAAAAUUCUCUGCAGAGUUUUCAAGUGAGAUGUUGGUGUUAGAAUAUUUUGCCCUUUUGACCCUAUUAUUGUAAAUGCCUACUUUGAAAAUGUGUUCUAUAGCUCCGUAUAUCAUUAACUCACUAACUGCUGUAUCGUCUAAAAAUCAGUUCAAAUCAUUUUUUUUUCUCUCAGUACAUUGCUAUGUUUAUAGGAUUAUUUUUUCUUUUAAUGUUUUUUGUUUUUGUUUUUUUAAACAAACUGAGGUUGUUCUUCAAUAUUGUCUUCUUCUGGUAGUAAUGGUAACAGCAGUAGCUGGAGCAGUUUGGGAGUAGAAGGUGACAUGUUUGAAGAAAAUAUAUCCUUCCCACCAUCAGACAGGUUAGUUUAGCUUCAGGGCUGUACUAGGUCUAAUGCAUGCAAAUAGGCUCAUUGUUGCAUGCUAUGCAUGGAGUGGGACUUCUAAUUCGGAUUAUGCAUGCUUGAUCAAUAUAUACUUUUUGAGUUUCCAGAAAGAAAAUCUAUAAAUGUGAUCUUGACAAUCUUUUUGUUUAUUAACCUAAUUUCCAAACACAUCUUUGCUCUUUGUGCGAUUUGUAUAUUUAUCACGAUUACUUAUAACUUUUUUUUCUUUUUAAUCCCAAAAUACACACUGACCUGUAAAAGAACAACAUAUAUGUUCUAAUUAAAGCAAGUGUGCAAACACAUAAGAGAGUGUGCCCACUUUCACAUUGUUAAAAAAUAAUAAUGUAGAUUUCAAGACAAAUCAGCACUUUUAUAAAAACGCUAAGUUGUCCCUUGCCUGCUGUCCAUCAGACAGCCAGGAGGAUGAUCUUCCUUUGCGCUGGGGCAAGAGGCAGAAUGCAUUGUUUCUCUUUUCGCUGUGCAUAUACCCUGUCUUCCAAUGCUUCUGUAUGAGAAGCAUUGGAUUGGCCAGAUCAUCAUACGUUCUGAUGAUAUCCUGGCAGGCAGGACAGAGCUGCAAUGUGGAACCAUCUCUCCACUAGUAUACAGGUAAGGUAACCCUUUAUUUUACAGCUUGGGUAAGCUCUGGGACUAAACUCACUAGUUAGAAAAUGUAACCUCUUUAAUAGCAAAGGGUAACGCUGCUCUGCUGUCCUUCCCCUGAGAGUGAAGUGAUUCAGUGCUGUAGAUAUUUACUGUGGCAGGCCCUGAAUCCUCCCAGCUUCUGAUCAGUUCCUUAUCACUUCCUCCUAAAAUGUCUACAGAGGAAACUUCCUGUCACCCUCUCCACAUGGAUCUUGUCAGCAGAGUGAGAAAGAGAGUGUGAGGACUAAACUGAGCAUCUUGGGAAACUGAAUGUGAUAGGCUAAGUUGGAAGCUGGGCUUGUUAGAUGCAUGGACCUCAAGAUAAAGAAGGGGACAUAAUGUUGGAGAAAAUUAUUAAGUGAGUUGAUAAACCCCUUAAGGACCAAACUUCUGGAAUAAAAGGGCAUCAUGACAUGUCACACAUGUCAUGUGUCCUUAAGGGGUUAAAGAGGGUGAUUUUGGAUUAGGGAGAAAUAAUGUUGGAGGUGGAAUGCUUGAGGGGGCAGGGGUGGUGUUGAAUGGGGAACAUGGUUUUAUGAGUCACUGGGAUUACAAGGACCCAUGAUCAAAGAAUGUCAGGGAAGGUAAAACUUAAUGAUUACCACAGUAAGCUCUUGCAUUUACACAUUGCAUGCUUUCUCACGCUAUAUAAAUGGCCUGGCACACUGGGGAAGAUUUGUGUUCUGUUCUAAAACGUGGUGUAAAGUACUAAAAGUGGGAAAGCCAUGGAAACCAGGGGACAUUCCAUUUGUGACAUCUUCCUUUUUACAUUUUUGCAGCACUUUUUACAACUGAACACUUUGAUAGAUUCCCCCCAUUGCACUCUUGUUUAAUCACUCUUACAUUGAUGCAGCCCAACACUACAAACAUGCCUUGCCUGACACGCUGCCUGUAUGCAUUCUCACUAUAUCAAUCCAUGCAGUCACACAAUACCACAUACAUGGCAAUUACAUGCAUGCAUUCUCAUAAUUUAAUUCAUAUAUGCAUGCAAGAACCGAUUUGCUUCACAUUCAAACUGUGCAGUGAAAACCUUUAUUUAUUUAUUUUUUUAAUGAAUAUAUUGUAGGGAGAGGAAUGGAACAUAUCAGAACAUUCUGUGCCUACAGGCACCUGACAGGUAAAUCCAGCCCUGCUAGACGUGCUGUGUGGUUAAUAGGUAGAACUUAUUUGACCAAGGUCAUUUUUAAGAGAUUUAGUCAUACAAAGUCAUGGUUACAGGUUGUUAGACCUGACAAAUGUUCAUCUGUCCAUUAUUCUAAGUAAAUCACUAGCAAAUCUAGUGAUUAAAUGUUAGGUAGCAGAAAAAAAAUCUCAAAUGGGAAUUUUGCAAAAAGAAAGCUGGACAGACAUCACUUGUUUUAUGUAUAGUGUUUUCUUGUUUUUGGGUAGACACUAAAGUAUAAUUUUUUUUAUUUUUUUUUAAGUAGAUUUUUGCAGCAUGUUUCUCUACUAGCUGUUUAAAUAGAAAUGUUUUGGGAAAAACUACCUCAUAUUUUGUAAUCUCAAAGUUAUUAAAAUACAGUGCAAAAUACUAUGAAAAUAAGGAAAAUGUAGCCAUACUGUAAUUUUCUUUUCCUGGCUAUAGUCAUGGUAGUAUCACAUUAUGGUUGGUUCUGCCCACUUGGCUGUUUAGGAUGGGCAAUAUAAACUAUAAAUACCAUUCCUACCAGAUGGGAUCUCCAGUCUAUGUUCCACUCUCCAAAAAAAAUAUAUAAGGGAUGGAUGCAUGGAUAUGUCCAGGCAAAGAAAAUUACGGUAAAUAUGGUUAAAUUUUCCUUAUCCCUGGCUAAUCAACGGCAGCAUCACAAUCGGGUAAUACCCACCCUAAACACCUGAUGGGAGGAAUAAAAAAAAGAAACCACAAAUAUAUGCAAAAUCAGAAAGGAAAAACCCACCUCUGUAUUGUAGAAUUUAUGGAAAAUUUCCUAUAUGGACAGUAAGGAUCUUCUAACAGAGUAUAUAAAUCGUGGGAUAGGUGAAUAGUAAACAAAAUAUCUGUUACAGCUAGAACUAUAGCUAUUAAACAGAACUGAACAUUAAUUAAUUUAAAAAAAGCAGGAGAUGCAGACCAUGAUAACCAGGUUAAGAAUUAAUCUCGCCAUAUCACUCUCUGUAAGCAAAAUGUCAAGUUAUUACACGGACAUCCUCCACCCAGUCACAGACAACUGCAGAAGGUAUCCAAAGAUGGUGUUCAAUAGAGGUAAUGGGAGAAGGAUUAGAAAAUAAAAUACUAAUCUUAUGAAGUUAUAAGUUUGUAGUUAACAUAUUACAUAUUUUUGGUCUCAAAAUAUUUAAGCAAGGACAGUAUGAGAAUUAAUCCUCUAAACCAAAGAAAAUGCAACCUGUGUGAUAAGUUCAAUAGCGGUAACGUGUAAAAUGGUAAUAGAGCAGUGACCAAAAGAGAGUGAAGAAAUCAGAUGAAACCGGAAUAGAUUGAAGCCUGAGAUCACCUAUAGUGGGUAAUGAAACUGUUAAAUCUCCAUGCGACUGGAACUGAACUUCCCUAAAAGAGUAUGACUGCUCAAAUUAAAACUUUCCUUCUGUGUUUGAGAUUAUACAGUAAUAUUACAGUAACAUAGUAUUGUAAUAGGUACGAGAUGAUAUAGAUAGUGACAGUUUAAAACUAUGAGAAGAUAAUUAAAAACAAUGGUAAAAUGUAAUGGUGUGAGACAUAAAUCUCAUUAUUACAAACACUAACCGUCAAUACUGGUAAAAUAUCACUUUACUUUAUAUAAUAGCAGAUCCUGUGCAGAUUUAUGAUGAGCCUAAUAUCAGAAAAUUAUAUAGACCUUACCAGAGAUGAAAGAACCAGUUUGAGGGUCCAUUAGUGAAAUUUUUUACUCAUCUACAGAGUUGUGGGCAGUAGGAAUGAAACCUAAAUCACAACAUUCCAUGGUGAAAGACAAUACUGAACAGAACUCACAAGGUUGUGCACACAGAGGCCCUGAGAAAUCUUAAAUAAAUGUAUGCCUACGCAAACAGCUACAGAUUACAGUUGGUGACAAAUCACACAGGAGUAUGGAUACCCACAUGAAGGCUUUACUAGAAAAGAUGCAGUUAAAAUAAAUAUCUUAACACAAGGUUCAAAAUUCCCACUUGCCACUAGCGAGUAAAUAUUUAGCCCUGGCAAGGAGAAAUUCACGUCUGGUAAACGUGUCAUUACUUCCAGGCUUGCAGUGGCAAGACUCAUUAAAGGCCUGAAUAGUAGCAUAGGACAGUGUUCCCCAACCCAGUCCUUGUGGACCACCAACAAUCCAGGAUUUAUGUAUUUCCCUGUUUUAUUCCAAUAGAGAUACUGACAAAACCUGGACUGUUGAGGGUUCAUGAGGACUGGAUUGGGGAACACUGGCAUAGGACAUGAAACUUUAGGCCUGUAACUCCCUCAGAACCCAUCACAUUAUUUGUGUCACAAAAUUAACAGAUUUGUGAAACCCUUGUACAUAACUAGUUCAACUUCAAGACAAGACAGUCUUGACAAGAACAUAGACAAAUCAUGACAGUCCUGGUACAUCGUCCAUCAUGAAGGAGUUACAGGUGAAAGGACCCCAAGACUAGUCAUGGAUAUCCAGUUAUUGAAUGUUUCACAACAUAGCCAAGAAGCACAGAUGAUUGUGCCACCUCCCUGCAGAUAAAAAACUACCAGAAGAGAAUCUAAACAAAUAGAAAUUGUGUUACAGUAUAAACUGGUAACCAACACAUACAAUGGUUGAACACCCAGUAUCAACAUUAAGGGGGUAAUGCAAUCAAAAAGCACCUGCAAAUAUCACUAUGAAAAUUCUAAUUCUUAACCCUUUGUGAACCAAAGAGUUGCUGGACAGGUCAAGAAAUAAAAGGUUUCAUAAUAUAUGUGGUGAUGCAUAUUGUGUGGUACACAAGAGGCAAAGGACUAGCAUGCAACCACCAAGGAGAGCACGAAAGUGCAGAUACAAGUAAUCCAUAAUAAAAUACCAUAGCCAAAAAAUUGUCAAAUAAUUAGAAUAUAUUCUCCCUUAAUGCAAAGAUCUUAGCUUCUCCUAAUCAUAAAAAGUGCAAAUUUACAAAUAUGUAAAACAUUCAUAUUUUAGUCUCCCAACUACUGUGCCCAGAAUGAGUAUCAAUAUACACUGGACAAUGUAAUGGAGCCUCCUGUGAAUGAAUAACUACAAAUGUGCAUAACGUGUUUACAAGUCAAUGCCAGACUUAUGAUACACUGCCUGUGUUCAUCAUUACAUUUAACACUUCACCAACCUUUCAGAAUACAUUUUGAGUAGCGUAUUACAAAAUAUACUUGUGCACUUGCCACAAUUCACUUUUUUACCAUUUUUCUUUCUUUAACCCAACAAUAGCUCAAACUUUUACAUAGCAAUUUAAGUCUCUGGGAGCAUCUUACAAAUACUGGGAACAGUGGGACCAAAAGUCAUUUUUUACAGUUAGGGUAAACAGAAAACUGCAAACCACCAUUUUAGCUAUAUCAUGAUGCCUUCCUUCUAGGGCAGGGGUUCCCAACCCGGUCCUCAAGUAUCCCCUACCAGUCCAGGAUUUAGGGAUUACCCUGUUGGGUCUAAAUAAUUUAUUUAACUUUUUUUUUUUCCUUAAAACACUUUAGACACAACAGGGUAAUCCCUAAAUCCUGGACUGGUAGGGGGUAAUUGAGGACAGGGUUGGGCACCACUGUUUUAUGGCAAUUAACAAGGCCCAGUAACACCUGCAGUGCAUCUGAAGCGGCUAAUUAGAUCUGCAAGGAUUUACCCUGAUAACUGGGUGUUGUUUGCUAAAUGCAAUGCACAUGCAAAGGCUUUCUGAUCCAUCAAAAAGGCAUUAUUUUGUAAGUAAAGCCUCAUAAAGGUUUUAUUUCAGAAAGCACUAGGCAUUCAAUUUACACCAGUUUAUGCUGGAUACAAAAGCAGACAAUCUUAGGAGAAUCCCUAACAAAGAUUACCUUCCAUGGAGACCAGGUGCACAUAUCCUUCCACACACUCUUAGAUGCUUGCCUACAUCCUGAAGGCUACAUCGGCCAGUAAUGCAAUGCCAUAUCAUUUCAUUCUCUAAAAAGGGGGUGGGGCAAUGAUUCAAUUGUGUCACUUUUAUCUACAAAGAGGGGAACCUGCCUGGAAAGGAGUGGGUCCAUCUGGGUUAAUGGCAGGUCAUCCUGGCAUGAAUUAACAUUAGACUGCCUGUCCAUCAUGCAAUGAGGAAACAUUUUUGGUGCUCCCUCCAGGGUCGUAGUGCCCUAAUCAUAGCGCAAGCGUCUCUAUUGUUUCGCUUGUGCUAUGAAUGUUUGGGACAGUUCCUUGGUGUUCCCAAAAAUCGUGACUGUCCCCUAGACUUUGGGACGGUUGGGAGAUUAUAUUGAUUAGGAGUGACCAUAAUAAAGGAUAUCUUUGACGGUACCUCUGGAGAAGGUAAUGUUAAUGUGUUUAAGGACACACACGUGUCAGUGGAGUAGUCUGAUAUAGUAUUCAGAACAAGUGGCAAAAUAGAUUUCCAGCCAGGCUUGAAUGAUAUAUAUGCGGAAUCAGACAGGUAGAGAAGUUUGCAGAACCCAGGAUAUCUUCCAUUCUCUGACUUAAUGGACUUAGUAUCAAGCUUGUGGAGAUGCACUGGACUGUAGCAUGCAAGCAGAUACUCUAUAGUCUGUACCUCCAUCAAGACAAGGUGUAUAUAACUUUCCUAGAUGUUCACCAAUGCUAACCUCCUAAAUGUGACCCAUUUGUUAUUUGGAAACCCCAUACUAAAUAACAGGAGUAACUGAAAUAACCAUACUUCUACUAACCAGUAAUCUAUAUCACUCAGGCAAGUGCCUGAAACAUGACAAAAAUAAACUUGACAGAUACUAAUCGUAUUAAAAACCAAUAAAAAAAUGUAAAAUCAAAUACAAAUCGUAUUAAAAACCAAUUGAAAUUGGUAAUCAUAUUAAAACCAAUUAAAAUUAAAACCGAUUUAAAAACUGCUGGCCUGUAUUCCACCAGCAAAGGGGAUUGUGAAGACCUAAUAUGUCUAAUCUAGAGGCAUCUUUGUGCACCCCAUAAACCAUUGUCAUCUCCUUCAGGAGAGAGUUUAGGUCAGACCCCUGGUUUAAAAGGGUUACACCCAGAGAGUCACUUUUAACAGUACUGGGGUUCCUGAGCACAGGAGGAUAGGCAGCAGACCAGUGCCAUCAUUUAACAUCUGUUAAUGCGUGAAAGUAAGAAGGUGACUUCAGAAGCCAUAACCACCUCGUUGAGGUGAAAUGGUUAUGGUGCUGGAGUGAAGUUCUCCCAUAACUGAUUUUGCUUGGUUGCUGCAAUUAACGUAGAGUAGUUUAAUUCUUCUUUUUAUUUUUCAUCAAGUACAUAUCCCAUUAAUACCUGCAGAGCAGUAUAUUUGCAAUAUUCACAGAAUCACAUAUUCUGGGUUCUUUAUUUUCUUGUGUGGACAGUUUUCGUGUUUUAAUUGUUUAAUUUGAAACUUCAUUUUAAGUUGAGUUUACAUUCAAAAGCUCAUUGGUAUCUUUACCUUUUUGUUUUGUGUUUCUGGAGUUGUAAAAUACAUAAAAUGUCACAAAUCUUGAAGAUCAGUGAUUGGAAAAUUUUGUAGGUCUUGUAGUCAAUUUUAGUUUUUCGUAUUCCUUGUUUCUCAUGAUUGGCAUGGCUUGUUCUAGAACUCAUUAUAUCCCAGUGUCUCUUGCUCAAUGUGCUAAAUUGGGAAAGAGGCUCCUUAAUUCGUUGUACUUUACAGUGAAAAUGUGCAUGGUCACAAGUUUAUACUUUCAUUUGACAUUUUUGUUAUACUGCUUUCUUUUUAUUUUUAUUUGGGUGACUGUUGCUGAACGCAAUUCUUGUUUUUCUUGGGACAUAGUGAUGGACCAGAAGAAAGAGAUGAAGAACCCAAAGUUACUGGAGAAGGUAAUUUUAUUUAAUUUAUUUUGAAGUCCAGCAAUUUUUUAAAUAUUAGUAUAAAAUGAUUUACUAUAUAGUGGAUUAUGCUGUUGUUUUUUUUAGGAAACAGUUGAAAAUGUGCGUAUAUUUAGAACAAUUCUUGGUUUUGUUGUUUUGCAGUGUGUUUCUCAAACUAGAAAUUGUGGACAGUCAAAAGUGUUGAAUUUGGUAAUUAACAAAUUAUUUUCAGAUAAGGAAUUUAAUAAAAUUUUAGGCAAUUGCAUGUCUUUAAAUACUGGACUGAGAACCACCAUUUGGUUGAAACACUAGCUUCAUAUAGAGUACUGGAGUGAUUGCCUUUCUUCUUUCCGUGACAGAUAAUAUCAAAUAGAUGCACUGUUGGUCUCAAUAUGACAGGCACAGAUUAACUUGGCGAUCCCACUUAAUAUGGUGUCUUCUGUACAAUUACAGCAUUGAUCGCAAUUAAAUUGGCAAGGUCUACAGCUCUCCUCCAGAUUGUAGAAACACAAUACAGAAUUAGCUGUUACAUUAUAACUUCAUUUGCUCAGACUUGUUUUAAAGUAUACAUGCAAGAAAUCAUGCAGUAAGUGGGCUUAGCGUAUUGUGAAUUCAGUUAAAACAUUUUUUAAAUAUAUAUAUAUAUAUAAAAUAUACACACAGUAUCUCCCAAAAGUGAGUAAACCCCUUACAUUUUUGUAAAUAUUUUAUUAUAUCUUUUCAUGUGACCACACUGAAGAAAUUACACUCUGCUACAAUGUAAAGUAGUAAGUGUACAGCCUGUAUAACAGUGUAAAUUUGCUGUCCUCUCAAAAUAACUCUAUAUAUAUAUAUAUAUAUAGUUUUGAUAUUUAUAUAUAUAUAUAUAUGUCCUAUUGUGUUUUAUACCCCACCUCCUAUAGACUGUAAGCGCGUUUGAUUAGGGUCUUCUUCAACCCAUCGUUCUUGUAAAUUUUCUUGUAAUUGUCCUAUUUAUAGUUAAAUCCCCCACUCUUAUAAUAAUGUAAAGUGCUACUGAAUCUGUUCGUGCUAUAUAAAUGGUGAUGAUAUGAUAUAUAUAUAUUACAUACAUACAUACACACACACACACACACACACACACACACACACACACACAAUCUGCAUCAAUGUCCAGCACUCUCUAUGAACAAAUAUAUAGAAACAGAAUGAGCCUUGGUGCUUACCCUGGUAUAAAUAUAACCAAAAGUGGCAUCACUUUUAGGACUUACAAUUGUGUAAUUAAUCAAUGUGUGCCAUUUUUUUUCCCCCUUCACUCAGAUGCAAUGCCGUGGAGCAAAGCACUUGCAGUGUAAGAAUGUCAAAAAUGAAAACCCAAGAUAUCCUUUUACAUUUAACCUGUACAAAAUAACACAAUAAUGUCUAAAUUCAAAUAAAUUAAAAGAAGGAUUUUAAUUUGGAAUAAUGAGUUGUUUGUUUUUUUUUAUUCACCAUGUUGUUGAUCCUACAUUUAUAUAUUUUAUUUUUUUUUCCAGUCAGUGGGCAGCAUUGCAAGCUCUUACUGAUCAGGAAUAUAGAUGUCGGACUGUGCACAGUUGAGUCACAGCUAAGAACAGUGUUACAGUGGAUCGUUGCCUCGGAGUUUGACAUUUCAGAGCUGUACUUUCCUGAGACCUCCAAAAAAGAGCUAUUGUCUGUAAGUGUGACAAAGGCUAUUGCAGCAUGUGUUGAACUGUGUACCCCAUAACUUUGUUAACUUUGGAUCACAAGUUAAUUUAUUUCUCUUCUAGACCACGAAGGCAGCCACAGGGUUAUGGCAGGAUUAUGUGAUUUUUAACAAACCACUUUUUUUUUCAUUAUGGAAAAUUAAAUAGAUUAUAAAUACAAAAUUCCUGAAUACAAGACAGCCUAUUUUGUUUGGUUGAAGUGUAACGUAGACCAGAAAACCAACUUCUUUUCAACAAUAGGAAAAAGAGUUGUCAUUAAUGAAGCUAGGCCUCUGCUUCUAUAUGUAGUGUUAAGGUGGAGUGGUAAAAUUAUUAUCCUAUUUAUAUAAAUUUCCUGUUUCCACUGCCGCUUAAAAAACCCACAAACCACUAAUUUGUAAGGAAUCCUGUCUCAAAAUAUUUAUUUUUUCAAGCAGAAAAAAAUAUUGGAGAACACACCUAGACUCAACAUUUCAAUAGCAAGACCGGAGUCCAACCUUUAAAGUGGCCCUGUUACUUCAAAAUCUGUGAAAACCAGUAUUUCAGCAGAUUAAUAUUCAUUUCACCUGAAUAAGCUAUAGUAAGCUUCAAAGGAAUGUUGUCAGAUUCAUAACCACUUACUGAAUGGGGUUUUGGUCCGAUGCAUACUGUCUUACAAGUUUAUUUAAAUGAACACUCAAAUUAAACAAAAAAAGUGUGUGUGUGUGUGUGUAUUUUUUGCUUUUAAAGUUAGACUGUUCUUUAAAGUGUUUAGAGUAAUGCAUAACAUUUUUUAUUUUAAAAGGUUUAGCAGAAAAUAUACGCAGCAUAUUAAGUGAUAUACGAAGGUGCAUAGAUAUUUUCUGCUGUCGGUGUCACUUUAAUUUUGUAAGCCAUCUUUGUGGUCGUGUUUUGUAAUUGCUUUUUAUCUGUUUCCUUCCAGCUGUCCAGAAGACUUAGAGAAAAGGGGUGGAAGGUUGGUGAUCUCUUACAAGCUGUCCUUCAGUACUGUGAAUUAAUGGAGAAUCCCUCAAAUCUUCAAAAACCUUUCUUUGGAUGGCUGUUAGAAUAUUUAUAA